AGGUUGCUUCGCGCGACUGGCAUGGCGGCUCCCUAAGGCCGCUUAGUGCACAUGGGUUAGACUCGCCACGCGUCAAAAAAAAAAAAAAAAAAAGGGAAAGGAAGCGGCUUCUCCUCCGUCUCGUCUGUAGAGCAGGAGCGCGUUGAGAAAAUGCGGGCGUUGGAGCGUGUGUUGCUGAGGGGCUUCCCCAGCGCAGCGGAGUCGCCGCGGUGGAAGCAGAACGAGGCGGCUUCGGCUGAAGGUAAGGCUUCAUCCUCUCGCUCAUCCUCUCGCCCUGGCAGCCGGGUGGGAGCCCUGUCAAAGCGGCGCUUCACUGCCGGCAGGGCUCCCUUUCCUUCAUCCUGCCUCCCCUUGCCCUCCUUGAGUGGGAAGUGGGAACAGCGGGCGGCGUGUCCGCGUGUGUCUCCCAAAGGGAGUAGUCGCUGGAGUUAUUUCUUUGCGGGGCUGCUGCAACCCUGGCAGUCGUUGGAGGUGCGAAGGGUAUAGUGCUGGGUGAGAGCGGGCUGAACCCAGGACAUCAAGCUUAACCCAUCUAAGAGGCAGUUGUCAGUGCUGCCUGCUUGUGUUCCGGGAUGGAUAGGAGACAAGGAGUCGUGGGGGCGUGGAGAGGCAGUGAGUCUGACACCCAACAAUCAGUAGAUAGCAUUGUCACUUUUUCUCCUCUCCCCCGAAAAAUAAAAUGGAGGUUUCACGUAUUUGAGCUUCCGUAGUGGGUACGAAUGUCACUCGUUAUGAUAUAGACUGCCCCUGGGAUGCUGGGGCACUGCGUUGCUUUGCAAAUGAUUGAUCUGCCAAGUUUUUGCUAACCUUUAUUAUAACUUCAUUAUAAUGCCAUGCUAUUUCAUGCUUACUGUCUGACCGUUACAGAUAGGCUCCGUGAAGUCGCAAAAGCCUUUAGUGAUCCUCCUCUCCGCACUGAUGUUGCCACAGAGACUAUUUCCAGUUCAGUAUUUUCCUGAUCACGGAAUGCAAUAGCCACAUACACUAUUAACAGUGCAAUAUUUUGUAAACCUCCUCAUGAGAUGCGCUUGCAUGACAAGUUGCAUUUAACUGGAGUUUUGAGCAGUGCUGUUUUUCUAGAAAAAGAGGGGCCAGAACCCACCAUGAGCACCUCUCUCAUUCUCUUUAGAAUGGCAAUGGCUGUAGCUUGAGAGGUGCCAGAAAGUUAUUCCUUAACUUUGGUUAUUAGAGGUCUGUAAAGGUGACAGUAGAUAUCAGGUUGGAUUUCUAACAUAGAGGCCCAGUUUGGGUUAUCAUUCAAGGUUUCAGAAACCUUGGUUUAUGAGCCUGUGAAUGGGCAUUUGGCCCAAGCACUCUUUCCCUGCCUCUUCCCUUCUCCCAUUUCACACUGGCUUCUGUGUGAAAUCCAGUUCUGUAGCUACUGUCCUAAACUACAGUUCCCUGCUGCAUCCAAGCUGGGGAACUCUGCAUAGGAGCCAACUCCUAAGGGCCAAGGUCCCUUUGCUCCUCCCAAAAUAAAAUAUUUGAGGGGGCCAGGGCCCCCCAAAGUUGAUGAGCAUUGCCAUUCAAAUGGUGUGAGUGCACAGUGUAUUGUGAUCAAUUAUGUGAGUAGGGCUUACCUACCCACUUCCAAAUAUUGUAUUCAGGUUGGCAUCAUUGGGCCCAAGUACGCGAAGUAGUGCCUUCGAGCACAGUGCGCCCCCCCUUUGGGCUAUGGCACUCCUUCUUAACUAAGAUUCAUUUGUCACCCAUAUAUUUAGAUGCCAACAUAAAACAUAUUUAUUUUUCCAGGAUUUUGGUAGCUAGCUGCAUGUUUUAACAGAGAGGGUUUUUUUGUCCACUACUUUGUGUCUUAAAGGUUGUUCCUGAUUAGUCAAUGUUUUAAAUGACUGUUCUGUGAUGCUGUGUGUGUGUGUGUUGUUAGCCACCCCGGGUCUUCAGGGAAGGACAGCAUAUAGUAACGAUAGUUAGAUACAAUACACAUUGCUGUCUGAAAGAGGGCCUUGUAGGACCAUCAAGUCCAGAAUCUAAAAUUACCUAGCUGCACCACUGCUUGCAAAGAAUGUGUGAGGGUUAAGAGCAAAUGAUUAGAAGCCUAAUGUCUGGACAGCUGGUUCUUGUUUACAAAUUUCAAUCUCUUUAAAAUCUUUGUUGUAAGCACACCAUAAGAGUCCAGUAUGAAUGCUGUUUUAAUUUAGUAAAUGCCAAUGGGUAUUUUUCUAAAGCAUCCCAACUUCUUUUCCUCUGAUAUGAGAUGUCUUAGAAUGCAACACUAUAAUUGUAUAGGAUUAAGUCUCUUUGAAGUAAGUUACGCUUGCCUCGAGUAUACAUUAAACAAGAUAGGAUUCCUAAGACUUUCGUUGUGUUUUAUUUUAGAAAGUGGGUCCUUGUUGCAGUUGUUGUUGGAAGGGAAUUAUGAGGCCGUUUUACUAAGUAAAGCAGUUCAGGAUAUUUUCACAACACCUGAAGUAACAGAAGAGGAUACCAUUGCCAGCUAUUUAGAAAAGCAGAUUCAAAAUUAUCUGGACUGUUCUUCUGCAGAUACGGAUCCUAUGGAAAGGUAAAAAUAAUUAUUUGAAGAAGAAAUUUAUUUUUCAUACUUAACGGUAUAAAAAUUAAUAACAAUCUCAAAAUAAAACAGCUAUUCUGAACACAUCCUAGUGUACUAUCUCAGAAAUUAUGGGUUGUUAAAUCUUUUGAAUAUUUAGUAUUCAGAUUUUUCAGUUUCUCAGGCAUAGCAGUGGGGCAGAACUGACCCCAAAACCUGUAAGAACAAAAAACAUUGUUCCCCCCCCCCCCACUAAAUUAAUGGGGAGGGGUUAACACAUCACAAGGCAAUGUCCUGUUAUUGUUGAGGCCUGCCUUGAACAUGGAAUUAUGGAGUUAAUUAUAAAACAAAAGUUUUAUUCUUUUCAGAGCUGUCAUGGUUUAACCUCUCAUGUUUCACCUUACCUGUUGACGGAGGGUUAAAAAGAAAAAGCAACAUGAAUUAUGAAAAUAAUUUGUAGGAUCAAUGCAAAUCUGCAAAUCCUGCAGCAUGUUUUCAGUAACCCUAGUAACUGUAGACAUCUGUUGUAAGAAAACUGCAAGGAUUUACUAUGACUAUGAGACUUACAUAUGAGGCACUUUGCACCAUUUUCCUAUGUGUGCCUCUUGAGCCUUUUGUGUUUGUAUCGUGGUUUUUUAGCCAUAUAUUGGGGCUGAUUUGUUCUGAUUUCCUAGUUCUUGUUGGGCAACCACCUGGGAGAACACAUUGAAAUAUUCUGAAUCAAAACUGAACAGCUCUAUUUGUCCUCCGUGACAACAGUCUAACAAAGAAGUAUGUGUGCACAUAGUUGGGCUUAUUAAAAAGUUCUACUGCAAUCAGUUGUAUUCAUGAAAAACCAAGCUGCUUCUUAAUUCAAAUCUUAAGUAUGCUUUCAUCGUCGUUGCUGCUGUUUGCAUUGCAAUCGCUAAGAACUUUAAAGAACUUUAAUUUUGAGAUUUCAAAGUGGGUUGUUUUUUUAAGGCUUUCCUGGUAUUUAAGGGAGACAUAAACAAAGGCCGAGAACAGAAGCAGAAAAACAGAAAUGAAGAGCUGUAAAGAUAAAUAAGAGACAGAUGGAAGCAUAAUGAGUGAGAUCCAAUGUAUUCUGAGUGGACAUCCACUUGCACAACUGCUUCCUCUUCUCCCCACUCGCAGCUCCCCAAGCACUUCCAGAAUCUGCACAGGAGGGUUGGGGACCCCACAGAGCAGAUUUUAAAGCUGUGCAUGCGGGAGAAGAGAAACUACAAGUUCUAUUGCACAAGCAGAUUUCCAUUGUGGGCUGCCAAAGCUGGGUCUCACCCAGGAGGAGUCAUGUGCAAUAGCCCCAUCUGAGGAAUAAAUAUGCGCCUGGUUAUUGGGAUCAAACUCAUUAUUUUUACAUCUUGGUCUUGAUUGUUAUAAUUGGCAACUGUUGUGAUGCACAGAUUGCUUUUCCAUGGCAUAUCUAAACUGACAACCUGUGCAGAUGGGGCAGGACUGUGCUUCUCAUUGAUGGCAUUCCUAUUUUAAGAGGUUAGGUGCAUAAUAGGAUUUGUUUGGUGCAUUGGGUGAAUGAACAUAGCUGACUCUGUGCUGCCCUACAUGUUUUAGAAUGUGUACAGGCAAGUUCUGCCUUUUAUGUUCCAUUGCCUUAUGCCAUGCAACAACCUCUGAUAAAUCCAGAGAUAAUUUUAUUUUCUCAAUUUGAGGGAGAUUUCCUGCCCUCCUUCUGGUUUGGGAGAAGGACAGAGGAUUCCUCCAUUACUUAUGCUAAGUUUGGAAACCGUUUUUAUCUGUCAGCAAAAAAAAUUAAUUGAUAAGUCAGUUCAGUACUUGAAGCACAUCAGGAAAAUAAAAUCUUACAGCCUUCCUUGAACAAUUGAGUUGAAUGUUCUUCAGAUGGAUAUUUUUUCAUGCAGAUUUGUAACUGUUCCAUUUUUUUGUGCAUCUUCCAUCUUUUAAGCUAAAGGCUUGUAUAGAAGGAACAGGACAAUUUCUACCUACUAUUUGUCUAUAUAUGUAUGACCGUAUCAAUAAAAAUGGAAUUGUUUAUUGUCUUGCAGGCAAAGUGUGGUGUUUCUACUUGGUGUGGGGAGCCUGCAGUUGUUUGUACAGAGCAACUGGACUGGGCCUCCUGUUGAAUUGCAACCUCAGGACUUUUUGCAAACUGUAUUACUAGAACAAUACAACGAGGUACUGUUCUCUUCUCUCUCCACCACCCCACUCCCCAGGACAAUAGUACAGUCACUGUCUUUUAGUGGAAAAAUAUUGAUAUGCACAUCAUGCUGAUCUUAUCUUGCUAGGUGUAAAAAUAAAAAUAGGGAGAAUUGCUGCAGGUGAUCUUUUAUUUUCCUUUUCUGCUCCUCAGAAAUGGUUCGGCAUCGUCACAGAAAUUAAAGAUGUAUAGAGAUUGUGCUCAGCUUAGGUGUACAUUAGAGAGAAACCUUAAACCUGCAGUGGAAGAAUCCAUUUUACUUUGAUUUUAAUGGGCAAUUUGCAUACAACAUGCCAUGUAUAAGUUCAGGAAUUAUUGACAAUGAGAGGUGAGAGGAAGGAUUCAUGGUUUCAAAGCACCGUUUGCAAUGUGAACCUUCACCUGUGCUUGAAUUUCUGUAUUGUAUAAAAACAUUUUGAGGUGAAUGGGCUAAGGUAAAUUGGUGUGUGCGGCACGCAAAUUUUGCUACCUCUUGAAGAUUAAUUUGAAGUUGCCUAAAGUGAGUUUCUUGUUUUCUCCUUCCAGCCCAGUGCAUUGUCUACAGCUGUGCUGAGUCUGCUGGUUCUAGAUGGUGAAUCGAUCUAUAGCCUGACUUCCCAUAGUGUCUUGCUGAUGCUAGCUAGAGCAGUGCUUGUGAAUUCAAAGCAUAAGCUAGAAGCUAUACAGGUAAGGGGGGGGGGGAACACGAGGAAAUACUUAUGCUUGUUUCCAGCUAUCAGUGGGCUUAUAUUAUUCAUAUUGUUCCUUGUACCAUAUGCGUUUCUUGAGUAACUGGGGGGAAACAGGACUAAGACUUGGAGGUUCAGAGCCACAGCGUAGUGAAAGGGUAUGGCAUGCAGAGUCAAAUUACUGUAUUUUUCGCUCUAUAAGAUGCACCAGACCACAAGACGCACCUAGUUUUUGGAGGAGGAUAACAAGAAAAAAAAUAUUCUGAAUCUCAGAAGCCAGAACAGCAAGAGGGAUCGCUGCACAGUGAAAGCAGCAAUCCCUCUUGCUGUUCUGGCUUCUGGGAUAGCUGCACAGCCUGCAUUCGCUCCAUAAGACGCACACACAUUUCCCCUUACUUUUUAGGAGGGAAAAAGUGAGUCUUAUAGAGCAGAAAAUACGGUAGUAAGAAGGUACUGAGUUGUAGCCUGGGAGCAAGUUGGGAGAAAGCAGAAAGGCAAGCAAAUCCUCAGUUGUAGUAGCUUCUGUGGUAGCUGCAGGAACAAGGCUUCCUUGCUUGUUGUUCCUGAGGCAGCCACUCAUAUUUACUGUCUGGCUCUCUGACCCCACUUGGUGUGCUUUCUCAGAGUGACUCAAAACCUCAUUAGUUUGCACCUGGCUUCUUCCCCCAAGUUCGGCUACACAGUGGUUGAUGAUGAUUUACAUGAUGCUGUUCCUGGUGUCCAGUCACAGGCUCUGAACCCUUCAUUUAUUCAUGUUAUGUACUGAAGUUCUUACCCUGGGCCACCAGGGGGAUACUGUAGAUAGUUAUGCAAAUGAAGGAUCGAAAGUGACGUUCAGUGAUUGAAUAGUUUUAGAAAGUUGCUACAGUAACGUUGUACUGGAGCUCUAUAUAAGCAGACUGACUGAGCCCUUCAGCUCAGUUCUGUUCUGGCCUCUGAAUAAACAAGAGCUGUUUGAAGAAUCACUGUGUCGUCUGAUAUGUUCACCCACAACCUAACAAUUCAUUUAAAAGUUUUUCUAAACUGCUUAAUGUUUUUUUUUAAAUUCUGUAAUUUUUAAUACAGUACUACUUUUUAAAUAUAUACUAAAAAAUGUAUAAUUUUGUACAACUUGUAAAAAGAAAAUCAGUUAACAAAAAUGCAGCCUAAAACUAAUAAAGCAGUAUAAUGUCCCAGGGAGCUUUGGCAUUUAGAGUAGGCCGUAGGUGUUUUGAGUAGGCCAUUCUGCAGUACUUUUACCUUGUGAACCAUCAACCUGGAGAUGGUUGGAUCUGUGCUCCUUAGUGCCUGAAGGAGGCUCUGUCUUAUAUUCCUGUGCUGGGCUAGUUCUGUGGGCUGUGACAGAGUACUGUGAAGCACUUGUGAGUUGUGGCAAAGUACUGUGAAGGAUCCCUGAUGCACAAUAUUAAAACCUAUUUUUCCCCCUUCACUGGUAACACAUUGCUGUUCCACUCAUUGUGCAUUUAUGAACAUUCAUUUCUUGCCUUGGGCCUCUAAACAGUCACACCAAAUAGUAUAAAGGAAAUAAAUGCCUCCAUGGAAUAGGUGAAAUGUUUUAAAUGCAAUUCUAUUACUGUAUUUCUUUCAACCAAGUCAUAACAAAACUCUUUCCAGUCUGUGCUCAGAAAAUACAGUAGCAAACCAAUAUCACCCUUAUGGUAAUUGCAAUACAUUAUGUCUUCAGACAAAAUCAGCCAUUCAAAUUUGAAUAUUCUUUGCCUUUUCAGUGUAUUGUUUGAUUCUGUUUAUUUUAAUGAUAAUUUUUACAGUACUCUAUGCAUUUUUUCUGUGUUGUACUUUAAUGAUAUAUAUUCCUGCUCUAAGACCAUUUGGUGAAGUGCAGAUUAUAAAUUAUAAGUGACAAAUUUCUUCUGAUUGGACAGCAUGGAGCAUAUCUUUUCAGUCUGUAAAUCCCAGCAGAGUGCAAUAGAGUCCUGACUGAAAAUAAUCUCUAGGGGGGUUUACAUGGUAGGAAGUAUAAGAUGGAGUUCAUUAUGUCCUCAACUGCAGUUUGGCAGCAUAUGCACAGUCAUUGUUUGUUCUUACAAUGGUAUAUCUGUUGUUUCAAUUUCUUAUGCACAACUUUAAAAAUAAAUAAAUCACAGUCUCAAGUGGAUCUUAAUAUUGUAUUUUAUAUUAAGUGACAAAGGGCACUUUCUGAAAGCAUGAUCUCAUGAACGCUUCCCACAGAGAAGGAAGUGGAAGCCCCUGGAAAUAUUUUUGCUACUUAUUAGCAGUCAGGACUCCGACACAGAGGAUCAUGAAGACCAGCAGGGCAAACAGCAAAGGUGCUGAACCCAGGCCCUAGCACUAACAUGGGCAGAGCCAGAUACAUACCCACACCCCACGAGAUGGCAUCAGCUGAGUCAUAUUCCACUGAGGAACUGAUCCCUGUUACACCAGGGGGCUUGCAUUUUCUGCCUGAUCACCGACACAGGCAUCACAGAAGGCAGGAGCUGAACUAGACAUAUUCAAGGAGAUGACUAUCAAUGGCUGCUAGCCAAAAUGGCUGCCUACAUGGUUGGAGGCAGUAAUGCUUGCGAAUGCAAGUUGCUGGAGACCACAGGAGUGGAGAGUGCUGUUGUACUCGGGUCCUCCUUGCGAAUUUCCCACAGGCAUCUGGUUAGCUACUAUGAGAGCAGGAUGCUGGACUAGGUGGACCAGGAAGGCUCUUAUUACAUUCUUAAGUUCAGGAUUCCCACCCCCCUUUUCCUAAUAGCCACUUUCUUUUACUUGUCUUGCCCACCAAAGCCAGAGUAAAUCUGCGGCCUUAAUACAGACAUGAUGCUGAAACAUGGUAUAGUGUUAUGAGGAAGAGCAGGAAUGAGUUUGUACACUCCUCCGCAGAUGAGAAGUGGAAGUUUAAACCUUCCAUUUGUGGUUUCCUAUUUUUCAAACUGUGGUUUGAAUAAUUCAGUCCAAGUGAAUUGAACCACCAAACCUUGUUGUACAUUGUGUGGUUUGAACAAACCAGAAUGGCCAAAUGGUCAGGGAUGAUGGGAGUUCUAGACCAAUGACUCCUGGCACUACAUUGCUUUCAGGCCUGUCCAUAAUAAACUGGUUUUGUGACCUUGUUGUUCUGGGUGUUGGGAGUUGUUUAAAUAUCAGUCACAGUCUUAAAAAAAUUCCAUAUCAGACAGCAAUAUGUAGUGGUUUGUUUUUAUUGUGUUCACAUAGUGAUGCGUGAUAAAUGAAAAGCCGAAAUAUUAGUGAACAUCCAAAAGAGGCCAAAAGGUACUUUUAAAAAACAAGUUGUUUUUUUAUCAGGGUUGUGUGUACAAUUUUCCACAAGGCAUGUUUUUUGUAUUGCAAGCUUUGGCUAACAAAACACCGCUUUUUGAAUCCCUGUGGAAAACUGUCUGUAGCAUUAACUGCAGGGCGGCAAACAGCAUUUACAGUCUAACAUAAACUGCCUUGUAGGUUCCUGAACAAAGUGUCAAAAUGUAAGAGCUGACCUCUCUAACAGUGUCUCCUGAAUAAGUACCUUAUUUUAUUCAGCUUGAUAGCAUAAGUCAUAUUUCAUUGUGUCCUGUGUGAGACAAUACAAUAUCCAUCCUGACAGGUGUUUCUAGAACAGUUUUAAUAAACAGCAUGUGAUUGUUCCUUGAGAUAUUUUUGCCCUCAAAUCAUGCAGUCCUUAUGAUGCCUAUUGCAGGCGUGUUAUACCAUAAUUGUCUUGCACUAAGCAGAAGUGGCAAAAUCAAGACUCGAUGGCUAACUAAAUUUCCCAUUAGAUGCUCUAAAAAUGGUAUUCUGUUACUCCAUAAGAACCUCUGUUGUCUUAUUUCAGUGACAUUAACAGUUUUCUGAAUAUUCCAAGGUUUGCACAUUUUCAGUCGUUCCUCUGGGCCUCCGUUUUCCUAUACUAGCUAUAUUGUUGUUUCUUUCUCUAGAGUUUCCAUUCUUGAACUAGAUUCUCAUAGGAAACUGCCUUAGAUCGAUUCAGAUGAUUAGUUUUUCUACGUCUGUGCUGACUGGCAUUGGCUUCCUGAGGUUUCAGACAGGAGUCAUUCAUAGCCUUCCUUAGGACCUUUUGUAUAUCAUCUACCACUGAAUUGCACCCUUUCCUUCCCAUCCCACUGUACAAGUUCCCUUUCUAGGAAUAUGAACCCUGUGAUCUUUGUAGAAUAUAUUUUUCCAGGUCAGAUGGUCUCACUGUUACGAUGAAUUGGCCAUGUGAUAAGGUACAAUUGACAAGUGAAUGUGCUCAUAAUAAAAUAGAAACAUGGGGAUUUGAAACCAAGUGGAUUUAAUGUUUACAAUAUUUUUCGUUGCCGUUUUUAGACAUUGCCUUGGUGGACUCUACGGUGUGUAAAUAUCCAUCAGCAGUUGUUAGAAGAAAGAUCACCUGAACUCUUUGAUAUUGCCCAGGCCUGUAUACAACAAGGUAUACUCAAAAUUGACAUUGGAUAUUAGUGGAAGAAUCACACGUUGCAUUCUAUUUGGAUGACCAUUCUUUUCUUAUAUUUGGGAUUAUUUGUGUGUUUGUUUGAUUGCUUAGUCCAGGAUGCCAAUCAUAAAAAGUUUCAUGUGAACUAUUUUUUAGGACUUCUCUCAUAACCUGAGAGAACUAUGAAAACAAAUGAAUUUCAAUGGACCCUGCUAUUGAUUUGUAAGACAUUUGCUCACUGGCUGUAUUUUGAUGUCACACUAUACUUUAGGAUUAUAUUAAACACUGCAUGUGGAAAGAUCUGCCAAGGGGAAUUCCCCUUCUUCUUCUUCUUCCCUCCCCAUGCAUAAUCUCCUCUGGAGGAGCUCAACCGGAAAAUAUGAAAAUGGCAUUAACAAAAAGUCUGGUUGAGCUUUACUAGGAUCUGUGCACCUUCUGUAUUCAAUUAAAUUUGCAUUUGAAAUGGUGUGAUUUUAAUGGAUGCAAUUAAUGCCCUAAACAUCAGUGUAUAACUAAUUGGAAAGUUGCUUUCAGUGAGCAAUAUAAAGCAAUGUUCGCCUUCAUCCUGAAGCAGCCUGACAAGGAAGGCUAUUAUUAACAUAGUAAUUGUAGGAAUAGAAAGAAGAUUCUUUAAAGAAAAGAUUAAUUACAUGUCCAUCCAAUGGCAUUUAACCUCACUGCAGGCAGCGCUGCACACUGGUUACCACACAGUUUUUAUGGAUAUUGGUCCAUUUCGAUUUGAAAGUAAGUCACACUUUGUUCGUUGGGAUCCAAGUAAGUAUAUGCAGGAUUGACGAAAUAAAAACAAAAUGAUCUCUAGCAACCUUAACUCUUUUCAAAAAGGGGGGAGGGAUAGUGUUAUUGAUUAAUUAGAAUAAAAUCCCAUUGAACACAAGAACCCUGCUUGAUGAGACCAAAGACUCGUAUAUUUUCAGCAUACUAUUUCCCACAGUAACCACCUGGAACAGAGGCAUAUCUAGGCUCUCUUGCAUCCUAGGCAAGGAGCUAUAUUGGUGCCUCCACCCAUCCUUUGCACCCUUGGCAAGGAGAUGUUGGCUGACCAGAGCAGUAAAGGAUGUUGGCCGCCCUGGGAGCAGGUGGGCAGGCUCCUAGCCAUUCCAAGUCAAGAGUAGAGAUGCUGUAAUGAUUGUAAUGAUGUAGAUGAUUCUGUCAUAACAAGCCAGUAAGUGCUGCAGUCUUUGUGACCUCGUUGUGUGGUUGGGUAUAUUUUAUCCUUCUGUUCUUCCUGGACGGAUGUUUUGUAACCCUUGAAAGCUUAAAAUACAGUGGUACCUCAGGUUACAUAUGCUUCAGGUUACAUAUGCUUCAGGUUACAGACUCCGCUAACCCAGAAAUAGUACCUUGGGUUAAGAACUUUGCUUCAGGAUGAGAACAGAAAUUGUGCUCCAGUGGCACGGCGGCAGCGGGAGGCCCCAUUAGCUAAAGUGGUGCUUCAGGUUAAGAACAGUUUCAGGUUAAGAACAGACCUUCGGAACGAAUUAAGUUCUUAACCCGAGGUACCACUGUACUUUUCAAAUACAGGCUCAAAUUCCCCAUAAAUGUGCUGAGUUACCUAUUCUUCUGUAAAAGGUUGUCUUUAAAUAGCAGCCAGCUUACAGCAAUAUUAGGAAUUAAUUGAAAAGAUCUGUACAAUCUUGUAAUUUGACAGGUACUUAUUCAAUCAGCUGUAAAUGAUUUCUAGAAAUGUUCUUAGCUUUGUAAGUUUCUUUAUCAUUUGUGUAGGAAGCAAGAUAAAACUUGACUGGAGCAAAUUAUGGGGGCAUGCAGGGAGAUGCAAUGGGAGGAGAGCAUGGGAAAGUCCCAUUGUAAGAGUGCAGGUCUGUUCUGCUGGCAGAUAGAUAAACUUGGGUGUUUUCUCUUUCUGUUUAAUGUACCCGUCUCAGCUUUGUGGAUAACAGCAAAGUAUUAUGAUCUCAGUUGCUGAUAUCAGUGGGGCAGAUAAAGAUACGGCUUCAUGUUUUUCGGCUUUAACAACAACCUCUGUUUGAAAUAGGAUGUGGUUAGUGAUGACUGUGAAGAUUAAUUGGAAGAUAAAACAAAUUAGCUUUAUAUGACAACAUAUUCUGGUUUGAUACCAAGAUUUUUCAUACUUGAAAGCAGUAUGUUGAAAUAAAUUAUACUUGGCAGGUACGCUAAGCAUCUUUUUAUAAAAAAUUACAUCAUUCGGCUAUUACUAAUAUCUUGUAACUUUUUAAAAAAAAUAAUGUACCAUGGAGCUCAGCCAGUUUCUUAAAUAGAAAAUCUUUACUAAAGCUAUCAUUCAAUUCAUAAGUGCAGAGCAGUAAUUUUUUACACACACACACACACACACACACCAGUCCAGCUUCUUGAUGCCAAAUCUAUAAAUAUUCAGUUCCCUUUGUGUUUGAAAAGGGUAUAAAGGCAAAGCGUUAUUGCAUACUUACUAUUCUGUUACUGUGGUAGGAUUAUAUUACUGCUCUGUCUGGUCUACAACCUUGACCAGCUUCUAAGAAUGUAAACCUUUAUAAAGUGCUUUCAUUAUGGGAAAAUGGGGCUGUUUGGGAUGUAUAUAUGCAUGAGAUCGAUCCAUUCUUGUAAAUAGUUUGGCAGCUUAUUUAAUAAACUGCACUAGAAAAUAAUCCAGUAUUUUCAGAAAUUCAUAUUUGGAUGAAAUGCUUGGUACCAUUUAAGGACUAUAACCUUGCAUGUGGUCCCUGACUUCUAAUAAUCCUAGAGUUGUUUUUCAAGGCUGGCACUGUUUUCCCCAUUGCAGGCAUGAUUCCCAGUCAUUUUGAUCAUGGUUGAGAUGGGAAUGGCCCAUGAACUCAAGUUUACCUUUGCCCUCCCUUUCUUUCUUGCAUAUCCUCCACCCCUUCUUCUCUAAAUUUGAUUACAGUGGAGUACUACUACUGCUGCUACUUAUUAUAUUGCUAUCCAAAGUGUGUGAAAACCUAGAGGACAAAGGAGCCACUUUAAAUUUUAAAAAAACUGAUGUUGGUGUUGUCUUGUAUUGAGUGGUAAUACACAACGUGUUUUUCCUCUGCUUCUCAUUCUUUGUUUCCUUCUCAGUCCCAUUUCCUAGUUGCCUCAGCACCCUUUUUUUUUGUUUUGCAGUAUCUGAAAUUGAAACGUUAUUUACUGAUGACGAGUGCUGGCAUCUUGCUGUUCAGUUCCACCUGGAGUGCGCUUACACGUUCUUGCAUUACUAUGAGUAUAAAAAAGCCAAAGAACACUUUCUUGCAGCCAAAGACAUAACCAAGCUACAGAUUAAUUUAACAGGUAUGUUUCUUUUCCCACUUCUUGAACAUUAAUAUUUAAAACUAACUAGGUUUUGUGUUACUUGAAAGUUGGAAAAGGAAGAUAAUGGAGAAGGUGUUCAAGAGUGCUAACCUGUUUCUGUGGUGCUUUAUUUGGCAAUUACCUUCGAUGAAAUCAUAGAACCAUAGAAUAAAAUUAUAGAAUUGUAGAGUUGCAAGAGACUCCGAGGAUCAUCUAAUCCGACCUCCCUGCAAUGCAGGAAUCUCAACUAAAAUUUUUGGUUUCGUUCUACAAGUAUAAUUUCUAACAUAAGAAGUAUGUUUAGGGAAGCUUUUAAUGUUUGAUGCAUUCCGUAUUUUAAUAUUUUGUUGGAAGCCGCCCAGAGUGGCUGGGGAAGCCCAGCCAGAUGGGUGGGGGUAUAAAUAAUAAAUUGUUGUUGUUGUUGUUGUUGUUGUUGUUGUUGUUAUACCUCCUGGAUCAGGCCAGUGGCCCAUCUAGUCUAACACAUUGGCCUAUUCUCACAGUGGCUAACCAGAUCUUUGUGGGAAACCUACAAGGAAUAUGCAGGAUCAGGGCUCAAGAACACUCCCUCUUCCUGUGAUUUCCAGCAACUGGAAUUCAGCUGCAUAUUGCCUCUUAACAGCUGAGGUGGCCACUGUGGCUAGUAGCCACUGGUAGCCAUAUCCUCCAUGAAUUUGCCUAAUCUUUUAAAACCUUCCAAGUUGGUGGUCAUCACUGCCUCCCGUGGAAGCAAGUUUCAUAGUCCAAAUGUGUCCUGUGUGGGGAAAAAGUAUGUCCUUUCAUCUACCCUGAACCUUCUAACCUUCAUUCAGCUUCACUGAUAUCCCCAAGUUCUAGUGUUGUGAAUGAGAGAGAGAAACUUUUUGUCCACUUUCUCGUGCCAUGUGUGAUUUUACAAACUUCCAUCAUAUGACCUCUUCUUCACCUUUUCUCUCAAGUAACAGUCCCAAAUGCUUCAACCUUACCUCAUGGAGGAGUAGCUCCAACCCCUUAAUCGUUUUGAUUGCCCUUUUCUGAACUUUGUGCUUCUUUUAGUUUUCUGCGUAGGAUGCCUGUUCAUUAUAUUGCAUAUGUUUCCUUGAAUACUGGUUGCUGGCACAGAGGGAAGUGGGAAAUGGACAGAAAUCCCCUCUUCAGUUCAGAAAUGUGGUCAGUCUUUAGGAACUUGGUGCAUGAACUAUCUCACCAUUCAAUGCCUCUAAAAAUAAACCCCUGUCUCAGUUGGUAGAGCAUCAGGCUCUUAAUCUGAGGGUCGUGGAUUUGAGACCCACAUUGGGCAAAAGAUUCCUGCAUUGCAGGGGGUUGGACUAGAUGACCUGCGGGGUCCCUUCCAAUUCUACAAUUCUAGGAUUCUUCCAUGAUAAUUGACUAGUUGGUGGUUCUCUGUCUUUUUCAGCUAAUUGUUUUGGUGCUGGCUCUGCUCUGCCUUAUUUCUCUCCCCACUGCCUUCUCUUGUUUUAUCUUUUAACUGGCAUGUUCUGUAAAAAGCUGUAUGAUCUGGAUGAAUUGCCAAUAUUGUGGGAUGGGUUUACAACUUGCAGCUGGUAAGCUUUGGGUGAAGAAGGAAUACUGGAGUGGGAGCAUUUAGAGUAAGUAUUAGCACAUCAAAAUACAGCUGUGGUUCGUAUAAACAUGACUCAGUUGGGAGUCUGCUUGCUUUGAUCUCUGCCUUGCUCUUUCCAAUUUUAAUGUCACUGAGCCUAAGUAAGUCUCGAAGUGUGAGGAUGUUAUGUACAAUCCUUGAAGAGAACAGAGAUCUUCGUUUGCAAGUGACAGGCCCACAGUUUAAUAAUGGUGAAUGAAAUUACUCGUUUAUCAGUCUCAAGGUACAACAAUACAAUAAAAAAAAUAAUGGGGCUUUUUGCAACAAGAAAGUGUUGACUUCUCAUUCCUUUAGGAGUGUCAGCUUGACCAAGAGGCAACACUGAGUUACUGGUUUUACCUGUUAAUAAUGUACAACGCUAAUAGUGAUCUGCUGACCUGACACAUCUUGUUGAGGAAGCACCUAUCACACACAGCAUCAGGAGCACCAGCAUUAUAUACCAUUGGGGAGAAGAGUCAUAGCACAUAUUUUUCCAUUUAGGUUCAAUUUCCAGCUCCUUCUAUUAAGAAAAUUUCAGAGGUAGGGCUGGGAAAGGACUCUGUGUGCAAGACUUUGCAGAACCAUGUCAGUAAGGAUAAACUGAACUGGCCUAGAUGGACCAAUUGCCUGACUUUGCUUAAGAGAGCUGUCACCUCUUUAUAUUCUCAGAAAUGCAUCAGAGAGCACCUACCAAGUAUUUUAUGACAGGCGUUGCUGUGAUUCUAGGGGCAUAAAAUUCUCAAGAUUAAUUACAAUAAAUACUUAAAUCAGAAUUGGGAUAUAGUUGGUUCAUGAGCCAUUCUUCUGUCCUGUUUGUUGCGCCUAAUCUUUGCUCUUAUUUGGGCUAGUUCUGCCUAUCUGCACACAACUCAUGAAUUUAUUUGCAUCUAUGGAUAAACUUGUAAGUAUUCAUGAUUGUCUUACGGAGCUAGAGUCCAGGUUCUGUUUAACUGCAUGCUCAGGUUAGCAUAGGUUUUAUGCUGCAAGAUAAUGCCUUAGAAGUAAAUGCCUAUUUUUCAGUUGAAUUUAAAAUAAUCAAGGUUUCAAACUAUACUUGGCCUUUAUCCAUGCCUUAAUGAGCAGUCCAAGUGGAACUCGUAACAGGGUGAAAAAAUCAACAAAUAAUCAACUCUGAUUGAUUUAAACUUGCCGAGUUUUCAACUACAAGGACAUUUGUCUUAAUAUAAUUGUCCUCACGGAAGUUUCCUGUGAAUUCGUGCCAGAAAAGAGUGGAAGAAGAAUUGUACAGUUUAAUUUUAAAGAGCAUGUAGCACCUGCUGUUCUUUAAAUUAUUUAGUGUGUUGAUGUCAAUUGGCAAGUUACGCACAACUUCCCAAGGGUGCCAUAAGCUAAGUUAACACGGUACAGCUCUUGCACAGUCCAAAGCUGAUUUAUUCUGUGUCAGCUUAGAGCCUAAUAAACGUACACUGAAAACCAACAUUUGUUAUAUUUUUGGGUACUUCUAAAGUUUGGAACUAGUUCAGGUUGGUCAAGAGCCAUUGAAAGUUGGUGCCAAACUGGAUGUGGCACCAAAUGCAUCUUGGCAUUUGAGGUAUACAUUUUUCUGUAAUGUAAAUAAGUGACUGGUGGUGUUAAUGGGGAAUUUUCUCCCAAUGAAAGAGCAGCUUCAGAGGGACCAUUGCAGGGGAGGGGAGGGUUAAAUUGCCAUUCCACACUUGAUCUCAAUAAUUAAGUCUCCCAGAUCAUAUUUACAUUAACAUGCAUGUUUUUUCAAAUGCAAAUAUGCUUUUUAUGUCUCCUCUAGUUUGGCCUUCCGUUGGAUAAUCAUGAGUAACAUGUCAGUAGUACUGCUCCUUUAUGCACCGUGAAGGCAACAUUGGGUGUUCUUGACUAGAAAGAAGCCUGCUUAACUCCUGUUAACACAUUUUUGAGGACAUUUCACAUUGUUAUUGUGGUCCAAAAAUAUAUCAUGACAGUCUGCCCUUAAAUGCAAUACACUCUGUUUAAAUCAGUAGCAUAGGAGGAAGCUGAGUAAAGAUCCAAAACGUGCAUUUAUUUAUGGUCAGAGUGAAGGAAUAGGUUAUUUGGGUGUCAGUACCGAGAUUAGUGAGGUUAAGUGGGACUUGCCAAUGUCAAAGAGAAGAUCUGUUGCUGUGGCCUCAGUGUGAGCUAAUGAAGGUCUCUUGUAAGUGCUUUAGUGUUGAGGGUGAAGGGGAAAGGCUGUAUUUUAUCACAGUGGUGUCAUGUCAGUAAAAAGCAAAACUAAGUCCAGGCAAGUCUGAAUGGAUUUCUUUCAGCUGAGUUUGGACCCAUCUGUAGGGAGAGUGGUGGCAUCCAAAUUCAUAACAAUAGAUGUUAAUGCAAUAUGUUAAGAGCUGAUAGAUUUUCUUUUGACCCGGCUUACAUGCUGAUUUACUAGAGAGGUAAACAGUUGCUUUUGAGGCUUUGUGGUCUGACUUGCUGUAACUUGAAUGAACACAAAUUUAGUGUUUUUCAAAAGCAUAUUUUUCUGCCAAUGGAAAGGAGAAAAGUAUUUUCUGUUUCCAUUCUGUUUGGGUUUUAAAUGAGCAUUGUCAGACUGAAUAUUUUAUGAGUUAGCUAUAAAUCUGUACUCAACAGGGCUCAAGCUGGAGUAGCGAUGAUCCAUAAUUUAGUGGUGCCACCGUGCUAUAAUUAGAGAAGCUUGCCUUAUAAUGUGGCCAAAACUAUAGCAUCUCUUUGAAACUGCAUGAUAAAAAUAGCCCCCCCAAGUGCUUUGCUUAGUUUCUCGAGUAUGAUUAAUAUGAUAAAUGACUUAUUAAUAUUGUACUUAGCUAUGUUUGUGAAAUUGUAAUUCCACUUGGGAUACAUUUUGGAGGAAUAAUUAUUCCUAAUUGUUUUAUUAUAUAAUUCUAAUUACUAUAUGAGUUACAGUUCCACAUACAUAAUUCUGUAUUUUAUUUGAAAUCUGAACUGUCAAGGCUCUGAUUCUAUCUGGCCACUAUCAGAAUCUCUGGAAACUGUUGCUGCAGUCAAUAUAUUAUCCAAGGCUGCCGCUUAUAAGUCCCUAAGGCAGUAUAAUUGAGGAGAGCACAUUCCAGUUGCCUGACAAUCUCUCCCAGUGGUUUCAUGUAGUGCUAAAUGGGGUAGAAGAUAAAAUGAAACCAGAUUGGACCCCAUAAGACAGGGAUGGAACCUAUGGCCUUGCAUGAUGUUGUGGGACUCCAAAUCCUAUCAACCCCAGCCAGCAUGGCCAAUGGACAGGAUCAAUGGGAACUAUAGACCAACAAUACCUGGAAGGCCACAGGUUUCCUCAGUACUGCUUCCUGGAACCUGCCUCUAGGAAGUCUGUAACUACCACAGAUUAGUUCCCUCCUCUUUCCCCAGAUAUCAUGAAGGAUCAUGUUAAACGAGAGACACCCUCAGUGUAGCAGUGUGUCCUUCUAACAGUAAUCACCUUUAAUUGUGAAAUAUACUUAUCAAGUGUUUUCAGUUAUUUAUUUAGCUAAUUAACAGUACAGCUUGUAUUGGAAAAAGUCACUGUUUAUUAAUACAUAUUUGUGCUUUGUUGUAAAUUUUAUUUAUCUACUAUGACAUUUAUACCCGUCCUUUGCUCUGUAGGGAACUCAGGAUGGCAUACAUGCUGUUUCUAGUCCAUUUCCCUUCCAGGCACUGACUAGACUUACACCUGCAUAAUCUGUCGGCAAAGAUGUCACAUCUUGUGCCUUGAGAACAUAACCUCAUACUCUGUGAAAUAUGUAUAUGUGUCUCUUAAAUUGUAACUUUGGUAUAUGUAACUAGAAUUUCUGUUUCCUCUUGAUGCCUAACUUUCUGCAGGUGCCCUGGGGAAAAGGACAAGAUUUCAGGAAAACUAUGUAGCACAGCUCAUAUUAGAUGUUCAACGGGAAGAUGACAUUCUCCUUCCUCACCGUGAGCUUAGUCCAGCACCUUCCCCACUUGAAGAUUUAACAAAGGUAUAGGAAUUUUUCUUAUGUAAUGUGCUGUUCAACGUAAGUAGAUUGCCACGCUUGCCUGUGUAUGUCUUAUAAAAAAAGGAUAAAGGGGAUUUUGAAGGCCAAUAGAAAUUAAGACUGCAUAAUGUGUAUGAAAGGUACAGAUAUAGUAAUAGUAGUAUUUCUUUUAUAAUAUAUAAAUCUUACCUCAUUGUGUGCUGUAAAAUGGUAACGGCAGAUUUUAUAUAUACAGUAUUAUAAUGGUAUGGGGUUGCUCGUGCGUAAGUUGCCGCCUCUCCUGGCUAUGUUGCCUUGUUAAACCUUUCUGUCUGGACAGCCCUUCAAUUCGUGGCUGCCUCAGUCGCUAGCAGAAUCCGUCAGUGGGCGUUUCUUAAACCUUUUCCAACAUAAAAGUUGUUUGACACCCAGUCUCCUCCUACUUUCUCUGCGCGGAAGUCUUCUGCACAGGGAGGGCGUGGGUAACGGAGGACCAGUGCUCUCCCCGCUGGUGUCCAGUGAAGAGUCUGGGAGCCCUCUCUCCGAUUCCCCCAUCUGCCCCUCCUUAUUCCUGGUGUUGCACUGAAUUGCUUCCCCAUCUGCUGAGCUGCCUCUCUCCCUGCUGGGCCCUUCUCCAGCAUCAUUAGAGAGCCUCCCCUCCACCUCUAGCUCCGAUGUCAGUUCCCUGACAAGUAUGUAUGUAUGUAUGUACUUACUGUGGUGGAUAAAUCCACAAAGCUUUGACCAUUUUAGCAAGAACUUUCCUGGAGCCUAAUGAUACACACACACAAAAUUCUUUCAUACUGCUGUGUGGUUUCAAAUAUAUAUUUGGUGCAACAUCCUUAGAAAAUGCUGCCGACUUAAAUCAGAGAGGAGCAAGGGAGAGUGCCAACAUGCAUGUGUGCUCACUUGUUUGUUUGCAGAGGCAGUUUCCUGUUCAAGAGCGUUGUGUUUGGGCUGGUGCUCUACUGAUAAGCAUUGCCUUUAUGGUUGUUUGCCUUUCACUAGCAGUGACUCAAACUAGAUUCAGACUACUGUGGGAAGAUGUGGAAACAGUAUCCUGUGUUACCAUGGAUUUGCUGUUCAAAGCAGCAGUUUUCAAUGAACAGCCUUUGCUAUUCUAGGGCAGUAUUCAAUGAAAUAGUUGCAUGCAUGUAAGCAGGGGGUGUUCUGGGGCGGGGGCGGGGUGUCUGCCCCGGGUGCCAUUCCAAAGGGGGGGUGACAAAAUGCUGACCCCCAAUCGACGUCACCUCCUCGGGCGCUUGCUGUGCACCCCCUCGAUGCAUGCCACGCCCCCCACAGACGGCGCACCACGCCUCCUGGGAUGCACACAGCUCCAGUUGCCGGAGCGGGUUGCUCCGUCUCUGCAUGCAAGCAUUGCUACUAGUGCAGUGAUAUUCUCAUGCUGUUGCACCAUCCUCAAACCUGCUUUGGAGGGUUUUGGGGAAACCCAGAACAAAUUUAGGGGUGCAUGCAGGGAGGAGAGGGAGAGAACAUUUCAUUGCACAGGAAUAAAUCAUUGUGCUGGCGGAACGUUUGUCUUAGCGCUAUCUCCAAUAACGUCUGUGUAGGCCAUGCAGAGUACAGGGAAAGUUCACAGCAGCCUGUAUUGCACCCUGGAGCAGCGUGCUGAGGUAGACAUGCAGCUCUUCUCUAUGGCCCAUGUGUUCCUCCACAUUUGCACAUGGCUUAGCAUUAAGUCUGAACAAGGGAUACUGGUUUGUUUUGCUCUAGAUGUGAUCUGUCUCUUAAGGUUUGUUCAUAGUUUUCUGAUUAGAUGAUAAACUGGGGGUUGUUGUUUCCUUCACAUGCUUGCAAGGAGGAGCAAAGCAGCCCAGAUUGCCACAUUCACAGCAAGCCAUUAACUAGGGUCCAGUGUGACAUGUUUAAAAAAUGCCACUUGGUGUACAUGUACAUUUAAAAGCAAAGUCAUUAGAUAUCAAUAAUAAUAAUCAGUCUAGCACAGUGGUUUUCUAACUUUAUAUUUUCAUGGAUAAUUUUCUACAUCAGCUUUACUGAAAAACCCUUUAGCAACCAUUGCAGAACCUGUGUGUGUUAAUUCUGUUUCCAUUCAUGGUUCUACAGCUCCGUCAGUUGUCCUGCAUUAUUAAAAAAAAUCAUCUUCAAUACAGUUGUUUUUCUACUAGGAAAGAGGAUACUUUUCUUUUUACUGAUAAGUCAAUAUGAGAAUUUAUAUUUUUGGCAGAGUUCAACACCAAUGCUGCUGUUAAGGGUUUUUUUAUUGUAACUUUCAAAUAGCUGAGCAAUUUUAAUGUGAAUGAUCACUUGUGUGAUUUUUUCCCUCCCAACAGAAUUAUGAUUUAAAUGAUGACACAGUGUUAAAUGAAAUAAAGUUUGCAGAAUCUCAUCAGAACCAGAUGCCUGACUUAUGUGCAGAAGAGCUUGCUGUUAUCCUUGGAAUUUGGUAAGAUGUUAUCUGUUGGUUCCACUUCGUCACUCUCUCAAGUGUAUGGCUGCAGCAAAAUGAUUAUUCCAUAAAAACUUGUUGGUGAAGUACUUUUGGGGAUGAGGUUAGAUCCACACAUGCACUCCCCUGUAGGGCCGGUUGAAGGUUCCUUCUAUUUGUACCUUCUUCACACAAAGCAGGAGACUUAAGGGCCAGGUUAAACUCAGUUGUGGAGCUAUUGGAAGUCAAUGCAAUGAGUCCCAUAGUGCAAUGGAACUUCUUCCCCAAACCUGCUUGGGAGAAGAGAAGGAAGAUUAUACCAUCCAGAAAACAGAAAUGUUUGUGCUGAUGAAAUGUUCUGCUUAGAGUGACAUUGAAUUUCAUGUGAUUUGACUGCUCUUUCGCUUUAACAACUUGGUGUAUUAUAAAAUAUAUCUGAUCUGAUAAUCUGAAAGUUUUGUAAGUGAUAUUUAUAGCUGUUUUGAAAAUGAAUUUCAGAAUGUUUAUAUUUAACAGACAGUAAAAUUUGACUGAUUGGCAGGUGUUGGAUUAAUUUCAUUAAUCCCUCUUUGGAGGUUAUUCUCUGGGCAUCUCUCCUUUUUCUUCAGCUUGGACAUCUUAAUUAUAUGUUAAAUCCAGCUGAAAAUGUUGUUGACUAUUGUGUAUUGUAUUUUUAAUAUUGUAUUGUAAUUGUCGGACAACUUAAUGUAUUUAAUUGAUUAGCAAUAAUUUUAUGUUAGCUGAUUUGUACCCAAAAUCUUCAUCCAAAGUUGCCUGAUGUAAUUAACAAUAUAAAAUGCAAAAACCAGUAAGGCUCAGAAUGUGAUUUUUUUCCCCUUCUAUGCAGCAUAGAUUUUCAGAAGAACAACCCGGUUCAUAAGCUCACAGAAGAGGAGCUGCUUGCUUUUUCAUCAGUAAGAAAAUUACCUAUCUCCACUUGCAUUGUGUUUAAACAUUGUUUAAUGGCUUCUCCCUCUGCACAUAGUAGAAGGAGCAGCCAGAUUGGGCCUGGUGGUCCUGCCUCCGUCAGUCUCCUCUUGUUCAUGGGAUGGUCUGAAAAAAUGCCUUCUGUGCCCAUAUUGUUGAACACACAGAGGCCCUUGGGCACAGCUGGAAAUCCUGGGUGAUUAAGUUUCACAGUUGUGUGGAGGGAUCUGCAUAAAUUAUGCAAAAGUGUUUCUUAAAUCACUUUUCAUUUACAUCGCAAACUGUUCAUGGCUCUCUACCAGGUGUUGGGAACCUCAGUCCUAUGUGUGAAAUUGUGGCCCUCCAAGCAAGCGCCUCCGUCUGGCUCUUUGAACUCUUCCCCAGGCAGCCCCCUUCCCUGACCCUGCUUCACACCUCAGUGUUUUUGCCUGGCUGGAAUGUGCCCCUGAGCACUGACAUUGCCUCUUGCUUGUCUGGAUGGAGGAGGACAUCAUCAUCAUCAUCAUCAUUUAUUACUGAUACCCUGCCCAUCUGGCCUGGCCUCCCCAGCCACUCUGGGCGGCUUCCAACAGAAUAUUAAAAACACACAAAAAAACCCCCAAACAUUAAAAACUUCCCUAAACAGGGCUGCCUUUAGGUGUUCUCUAAAAGUCAGAUAGUUGUUUAUUUCCUUGACAUCUGAUGGGAGGGUGUUCCACAGGGCGGGCGCCACUACCGAGAAGACCCUCUGCCUGGUUCCCUGUAACCUCACUUCUCGCAGGGAGGGAACCGCCAGAAGGUGUCUGGGCAGAACGAUGGGGGUAGAGACGCUCUUUCAGGUAUACUGGGCCGAGGCCGUUUAGGGCUUUAAAGGUCAGCAGCAGCACUGAGGGGUGUGCAAGAUUUUUAAAACUAGCCUGCUGUACAAAAGUAAAAUGUACAUAUGUUGCUCCAACCAUCACUAGCAAGCGGCCAGAAGAGAAUGUGGCCCUGAGGAAGAAGGGUCCCCCAUCCAUGCACUAUGCUGUUUGUCUAAAGUGCCAUCUUCAGUUUGUGUGUGGCAUGUAGUCACAUUCCUAAUAGUUGUAUGGGAAAGCAAUCUAAUCCCGCGAGUUAAGUGUUAACACUUGGUGAAAUUGCCUGACAAAAUUGUCUUGGACAAAUUGCUUUACAUGCUCAAUCCCCACUGACCAGGAGUGGUGUUCGGUGACACAGAUUACUUAGUAUUUCGACAAGUUCAAAUACAUGUCCAAAAGCUGUUCAGAGUUCAAAGUUGUUUCUGUGAUCAGUUUGACAGGCUUUGGGGGCUGGUGGUGGGUGACUUGGGGGAAGCUGGAAAUGCGGCUAGCUUCCACCUUUUGGUAUGAUACUACCUUAAUGAGCACAUUUAUCAAAGAAGUAUUCUUCUCAUGAUUGAAAAACAUUACAGUAUUUAGAAGCUCCUUUAUAUCCAUAAGAAUUCCCAUCUAUCUUUGUAUCUUGCUUUGUGCACUGUUUCAUUACUGGAGAAAAUACAGCAAUUCUCCCCCAAGUGAACUGAAUGAGUGCAUUCUGGUUUCCUUGAUUUCUGUUCUAGCUGUUUUAAAAUUAUGAAACCAUAAAGGCUCAAUUAAGAGGUUGGCUUUAUGAAUUGCUUUGUUCCUAUGCCUACUAAAGCUUUUACUGAAUACUGCAUUUGAGAUAAUACCGGGGAGGAAAUGGGCAACAAUAGCCACUUGUAGCAGAAGUGUAGGUUUGUAAAUACAGUAUUUUUCAUACCCAGUUUUAUUUGUGUGUCUUGAAGUAAUGAAGCUCUUAUUUUGGGCAAAUUCUUCAUGUAGGGGCAUGUAUACUGAAACAAGUCUAGAGAAGCUAAUUCCAAAAUACAUUGUGUAGACUUUAAGCUGCCACUAUACUCCUUUUGUCUGCAAAUGGCUAGCAUGGCUGCCCCUCUGAAAGUUAUUACUACUGUGCCAUCUAGUGGCUGAUUAUUUGAAUACAAGUGCAUCAGUGCACCUUCUGUCUCUCUGUGAAGGAAAUUUCAAGGAAACUUUUGCUGCCUUUGAAUGAUGUAUUGCCUGUCGUCAGCCAUUAUACUUAUUGCUAGUGUUAAUACUGAUCAUAUUAUUUGUCAAUUUGUUGAUGCAGAAAUUGGCCAUAGGGGAAGAACCUUCUCAAAGCAUCUUACUUUUGUACUAAGUCUCUAACCUUCACUGUACUUCAGGAAGUUGUGGAAAAAUAAAAGGAAAGUUUCUAGUUCUCAGGUGCUUUUGGUUAAAAGCCUCCAAUUAUAUUUGCCAACACCGUAAGCAUCUUCUUGGUUUAUGCAAAAAAAUUAAUUACAGAAAGAGAGUUUUUCAAUAAAGCCAAGAUUCAUGUUUGAUCCUAGCUCCUCUAACAUCAUAUACACUGUUGUGUGUAUGUGUGAGCAGGCAUCUUCUCAGCCUACAUGUGGAUUCCUAAAUCUGCAGGCUGGUUAGAUGGUUGUCAUACAUACAUCUGAUAUCUACUUAAAUAUGAGACGUUUCAAGAUACCUUGAAGCAUCAGCAUUCAUACAGCUCUUUUUAAAGUGAUUAAUGAGUCACUACUUCAUUGUGGGCAUUGUAGCUCGGAAUCCCAGUAACCAUGUUGAUCUGUCAGCGCUCAAAAAUCCAGAUCAAGGUUGGUGAUGUUUUGAUGAACCCAAUGCCUUUUUUUUGUAUCAAACACCUGCAUUUGAACAAAAGGCCAGGGGAAACAGUGAAGGAUAGGUAAUUAUUAUUAUUGUUGCUUCAAGAGAGGUCCAACUUAACUUUCUUUCCCCUGAGUGCUGCUGCCUUCAGAUAAUGCUUUAGCCACCUGAAUUCCGUAGAAAAACUGAAAGGUGCAAAUCCAUUUAGAAAAGUCAUAUUGCUUAAAAUAACCUUUUAGUGCCCCGCUCUGGAUUAUGCACAUUAAAUAUACAGAACUUUCAGCAGCCUAUGUUCCUUCCAUACCCCUGGUCUUUCUCAGGGUUUUUGAGUUGAGUUGGCUGUUAUCACAGUCUUUUCUCAUAAGGAACCUUAAGUUUCAAAUUAUAUUGGUUGGCCACUUCAUUCAAUAUACACUUGAUUUCUCUUAUUCUCUCCCUCCUCGCACUCUAUCAGAGCUGUGGCAAUCCAUAACUCACAGUCUCCUCCAUCACUCAGAGUCUGGAAUACUUAUCUCUUUCAUUUAGCUCUCCUUCCCCAAUAAUUGGUAACAAUUCCCAACUGUAUGGCUGUUGCUUCCCCUUUUGCUGUUCACCUGAGUCUCCUGAUAAGGGUGGGGGAGGCCUAUAUUUCCAUCCCCGUCCUUUCAGCCAACUUCCAGCCUGGCCAUGUUUCUUCUUGGCCACAAGCCCCAAAUGGCCUGAAGAUGGGAGGCAUUCACAGACAGUUCCUUAGAGGCAGCAUAUCUGGUACUUUAUUUAUUUCAAACAUUUGUACCUCCUGUUCCAGGUGGCUUAUAACUACCAAAAGGUGAAUAAUAUUGCAACAUUCAGAAGCAAAGUUUUUAAAAAAAUAAAUAAAUAAUGGGAUAGAAGCAUACCUAAUCAUAUAUUUUUUUAUCCCAUUAUGUGGUUCUGUUGCAUGUGAACUGCCUCACGCUCCCUGCUGAAAACAAAAUAUAUAAUUGCAGUUCUUGCUGUGCAGCAGUAGUGGGGAACUUUUCUAGUCCAGCGAACUAGACUGUGGUGACCUCAGGCCAGGUUUGAAAUGUGGGUGCUGCUGCUCACCUGUCAAUCACUUGACACUGCAGUAACAUCAAGUGGCCUUUUUUGCCAUCGGGAGUCUUCCGAAGCCCCUUUCAUAGCUCUUAGAAGAGGAACUUCUGAAGAUCUGACAGAAGCCCUGCUCAAAGCGGAGGGCUAGAUAGCACUUUUGAGUGGAGCUUCUGAAGAAGUCACCCAUUGGCACUGCCUUCCAACACCCUUUCAGCCAAGUCUGGCUCUUAUCAGCCGUUUGCUGCGACAUCAGGUGUAGGGCAGGUGGGUGUGGCUUUGCCCUCAGGGGCAAAGUGGGGAGACCUGUUGAAGCCUUCAUGCCAGAAAAUUUCCACUCCAUACUCUAGAGACAGUACUGAUAGGGACCCACACCUAGGUAAAUAGAUUUUUCAGACUUCAUCCGCAAUCCAGUGAGCUGUUGUUGUACCGUAGGCAGGAGUUGCUUUGAUCUACAGCAGAAUCCUCUGCCACAAAUUGCUCUUGAAAUUCCUUGAGCUUCAAAAGCAACUUUAUCUGUGAUGUGGAAGGGCUUGUAUGGAUUCUUGUUUCGCGGAUAGUUGCUCAUUACAGACUCUCCCCCCCCCCCCCGGCUGCCACUCAGCGCUGCCUAAAACUCUGCUGUGAGGGAUUGUAAAGACCUUUUCAAAACAGCAUGCAGGGUUGUAUGGGGUAAAUUGGAACGAGCAUUUUCCUUCACAGCACAAAGAGCUCUGCUGGUCCAUAGGAUCUUCCUCAAGUGUGUUUGUUCAAUUAUUUUUUGUUUAGAGUUCUUGUAAACCUCUCAACAUUUAAAAAUUCCAAAGUAUUAUGUAAAGGAUAAAAUGUGCAAUAGAAAAUGGCAUAUAAAGGACACAGGAUGCAGUUUAGUAUUUUUCACAAUGACCGAUACAAACAUCUUUAGCAUACGCUGAAAGCAGAAUAUUGUGAGGGCAAUUGAGGAACAAAGCCAGAGUCAAAAUUGGUUUUUAAUGAAAAAUCAAAUUACAUACAGUUUCUAAAACAGUCUGAAAUUUUCCAUAUAAUUGUGUUUUUAAAGAUAAAUCUGCCCUACUGAGCUUUUAUCAGUUCUUUUGAGAUUGAAACUGGCGCCUUAAUAUGAAUGGAUUAAUGCUCUUGGAAACCAUUAAGAGCAGUUUUUAAGGAAAUAAUUUUAAAAACAAUUGAAGCAUAAAUACAAUUGUAAUGCUGAUCUUGUAUCUAUUUUUAUAUUGUCAACUUAAAUAGAAAUAAAUUUAAAUCAGUUUGUCCUUCUCAUUUUAUUACAUUUGGCCAUGCUUGAGGACCCAGGGAUGAAAACAAUUGUGCUUUUGAUAAACUCAAUUUUAAUAUCUUAAAAGUUUAUAGAGCAAGUCACUGUUUUUCUUCAUAGUAUAUAAAUUUGGGCUAGAACACUAGCCCGUGUUCUUUGUUCAAAUAUUUCUAAUUUAUACGGGAGACUUUUAAUAGUAUUACAGUUUAAACUUUUUGUCUUUAUGUUCUGUUUCUGCUGCUUGCCUCCACUUGCUUGGUGAAACAUAGGAAAACAUUUUAAAAAUCAGAUAACGGUAUUAAAAGGGGUAAGAUCAAGGGGACGAGAGAGCUGUCAAAACUGAUAGAAUAUUGUCUGGUUCAAAGGUGAACCAGAUGGUGAAAAUAGCUCUGCAUUCCACUUCGUUGAUCCUUAUUUUUCAUAAGUGUUCAAAUCCUGUUGACAUAUGGGAAGGGAAAAGAUCCAUACAUACUUUUUCUCACCUCUGCACCUCCUCUAGUCUGGAUACAUUUCAUAAUUUCCCUAGAGACUCCAUUUUUAAAGAAUCUCUCUUAGCAACUAUUGUAUUAUAUAGGGUGAAUUAACAGGGGUGUGUUGUUAUUUUUUAAAAAAAAGUGGGUUGGCUCCAAAGAAACAUGAAAAGAAGGAAAAUAUCAGCUAAUAGUUCUUGCAAAACCUUUCCUAAGAGUUCACUUAGUUGUAUAUUAUGUGGUCCCUGUAGUAGUUUCCAUGCUUCUGUUUGGUGGGGAGGUUUUGCAAAUAGAACAUAUUUUCUUACAAAAGGCUCUAGCAUAAGAUAUGAAACAGCCUUUCAGUGAGUAGGACAUCUUCCGUAUAUAGACAGGCACCUUUGUAUCCUUUGUAUAAAUACAAAAUGAAUAAAUUCAAAUGCAGGUAAAUCUAAUUUCUAUGGGCACAAAAUCUCUUCUUUUUAAGUAACACUGUGCAUACCGUCUUGGUUCCCAUCCAGGAACACACUGAUAGUUUUUUGAACUUGCAGCACUGACAGGUGUAGAACAGAACCAGCAUCUCUCAGUGCUGUUUAAACAGAGGCCACUGAGUUGUAUGCUUGGUUUUGCCCCUGAUAUUGCUGGGAUUCCCCUUCCCUCUCCAUAUGUGUUUAAGGUGAAUGUUUACAGCAGAGACACCCUGAUUUCCCAGGGGUUUUUAAUUGUGGGGGUAGCAUCCUCGGGUAUCAAACACAAGAGGAUCUGGGAAGAACUGGGUGAUAAUUUGGACAGGCUAAAUAAAAGCAUAGCCUUGAAGCCCUGCUUGUACCCAUGGUGAGUAAUGCCAGAAUAGGGCUGUGGUGUUUGCCAGUCAGCUGUAAUGCAAGGCAGGAGGAAGGAAGCCCAUCUUGUGUCCUAGUGGCACAUCAGAACAAACAGCACAAGCCACAUCUCUGGUUCUAAUGGGAGUUUAGCAGAGAACUGCCUAGCUGAGCCCAGUGUCCUUUCUUGCUUCCUGCCUUACCUAACAGCUCUUCAGUGUUAUGAAUUGCUCCAGACUGAAGCCUUUCAAAGAGCUGAUUUGCUCCUGUGAGGUGGAGUCCCAAACUCGCCAACCGCCAGUGGCUGUGACAUGAGUACUACUGAUUGCUGUUACUGAAUGUGCCUUCCCCAAUGCAGUUCACUUUUUGUACACCUGCUAAGAAUAACCUAUAUGUUCAAACCCAUUUGUCUUGACUAGAAGAUUGUAAAAGCACCACUACGGAGGUUAUAGGUUAGGCAACAUUAUUCGGAGAAGCAUUCUGUCCCUUCUCUACAGGUGUUAUAAUACAAAUAAUUCUAAUGAAAUGAGCUUGGUGAAGAUCUCACAUGAAAACAUUGGCUGUCCUUUCUCCCUUCUGUUAAACUUUUUCUCUCUCCAUUCUGUCUUUGUGCUUUUAUGUCACGCCAGUUAAUUUGUGGCGGUCUUCUAUUCCCGAAACCUUAGCAAUGUAAAAUGCUGGUACUGUGUGUGAAAUUAGGCUUCCCCUGACAAAGCUCUCUUGUUUCUUCACGCUUUCUUUCCUUAUGUCACUAUUUUCUCUGGCAGCCUGGUAGACAACUGGCCUGGUGUGUACCUAAAGAUCUUCUCCCUCUCGUUUGUCUUUGGCCAGCUGUAUCUUCUGUGAGUCAUUUGGUCAGGAAAGACUUUGACUUCUUUAUAGCAUGAAAACAGGAUUACAACAGAGUGCUGUUUGAUCUGGCAUAGUAUUUUAGAAUGCUGAAACAGUUCGUUCUUUAAAAUGUCUCACUUUUCCAACCUUUCAUCCUGGUUUACCCCAGUCUCUGGUGUAACCAUAAGAGGUGCUUUUAUGUUCUGUCUUAAAACUGAAGUUUCAAAUGACUUCUUAGGAAUUUUUCUUAGGACAAUUCUUUUUUCCACUUGAUUAUUGGUGGCUCAUGUAUACUGGAGAGGCCUGAGGAAACACUUUUAAAGAACUUUUACAUAUGUAGUCUAUCAACUUCCCUUUUUAUUAAGUUUUGUUGGGCAAAUGAUUUUGGUGUACUGGGAGAAUGGAUUUGUUCAUACAUGGAGGAUCCACAGUUUUGCUCACCAUGGUGAGUACCAAGAGAGCCUCUGGCCAGCAUGAUUCCUAGGCCUCCUCCUAACUCUGAAGUUGCAGGAACACCCCCAGGGCAAGUAUUUGACACAAGUCUCAAUUUGUGUUGGCUCUGACUUGUUUGGUGUUCUGGGUGCCUGGCAAUGGCAGACCAGCUAGUGGGGAAGGGGGGUGGAGUAAUUUUUUAAAAUUUAAAAAGGAGAAAUGGCUUGCACUGAAAUAUUGCAAGUUCUGAUUGAAUCUGAAGCAUGGCUGACCUUCUUGAAAUAAUACAUGCUUUGCUCCAGUUCACUGUCUAAAACAAAUAACAUUAGAACAGUCUAUUUAAUAUUAGAGAAAUGUUAAAACUGUUUUUAAAAGGUGUAAGACAGAAAUUAAUUCACACAUUUUCUUUCUAAAUGACUCGCUCGAAGACCCCUUCAUUUCCAACUCCGUAUUCCCCAGGGAUUAAGUACAAUAUUAGCAUGCACUGCAUUCAUGUAGGAAUUCCUGUUGUACUGUUAGCUAUUGUCUAUGAAAAUCCUUGAACUCUGGCAUUGAAAAGUUAAACCCUUUUCAUAGAAAUCCAAAUUCCUGAUUUAUUGCUGUUGAGAUUGGGCCUUCAGAAAUACAUACUGAUGCACUAUGAUGUGGUAUGGAAGGCUGCGCUUGCUUGGUUUCAGGAGCUGGUCCAAUCUAAACAUCUAGUUGGGGUGGGAAGACAGUGUUGCAGUCAAACAUGGCUAAAGUGGCUUUCAGCCUAACACAGAAUAAAUGAUAUGUUUGGAGUAAGGUACAUGUUGGUAAAAUGGCUCAGCUCCACUUGAAGUGCAAAUGGAAUCCACGCCUUGUGUAGCUUUAGCCUUCACUCAUUAUUGAAAACCAAUUCUUUAAACAAAAUAGUGAACGGACUCAUUUUCCUCGCAUGAAAAAAAAGGUUAAUUGCAAGUCUCUUCUGAUGAAAAACAUAUUCCAGAACUGAAAUGUGUAUUGAAACCCUGUCAAAAAUGAAUUAAGAUUCCCAAUAAGAGCUGUAGGAGUUUGAAGAAAUUUCCCUGGUCUUGGCUGUAAAACUUUGGCACUGCUUUGCAGCAAAUUAAAACCAAGGAUAGUUGAUGCCAGCUAUACCACAAUGGCUUGUUCAUCUCCUAACAUUGCCCCUGAACAGGAUGUAAGUCUCUGUUAUAAAAGGUAUUGCAAGAAAAAACCUAGAGGCUAUUGAAACUAUCAAGAAUAAUCUGCACUAAAAGAUGUAGGCAGACGCAAAAAUGUUGGCAUUACUAAGUAUGAAUUUUAUAUAUGAAAUGAGGAUAGCCAACAAGGUGCCCCCCCCCCGGUGUUGUUAGGCUACAUGUCCCAUUAUAGCUCACCAUUCUGGAGGGCAUCACAGUGGCUACUCUGGAGUAGAAUAUUACACUCCAAGGCACUUGAAUAUUUUAAAACACUUAGAUUCCCUCCUUCUAAAUGAUUAGCCAACGAAUCAGCUGAAAUGCUAUCUAAAGCUACCUGUUCUAAAGUAAAUUAUCAAAUGCAGAUUUUGGAAGCUAAGAUACUGGGCACAAUUAAGUAUGUUAGCCUGAAUCAAAGCAGCUACAUAAACCAAUUUCUCGGAUGUGUUUCUGAAACAGCAGUUUCCCAUCACAUGUGGCAACCCAUCUUUUAAAACUGAGGGCAGUUUCAAAACAAAUGUGUGGCAUGGUUUGUAAGACUGCUGCUAGAAUGUGAGGAAGUCGAUAAUCCCACUGGACACGCACUGGGCGCCCCUUUCCUGUCGCUUGGCUUUUCCCACUGCACAAGCAGCAAUGCAUUGCAGAAACAGGAUCCAACAGUUAACCAUGGCUUCCCAUUAUCUACAAAUUCAAAAACUGGUUAAUUGUUUCCAAACAAGCCAAGAUAGGAAGCCAUCAAACAAUGGUUUCACAUUUUGGCUUCUUUUGAAUCCUAGCUUGUUUUGCCAUUCACGUGACACAAGGAGCAAAGUAGCUGGAAAGAGGCUGCCCAUAGGUGCCAAAUCAGUCAAAAGAUGUCAGCUGUAGUGCAUUGUGUAUGUUGCUGUGACAUCCAUCUGGGUCCAGCAUAUGCAUUUAAGUUGAUUUCAAGUGGUUACCAUGCAAGUGUCUGUCAGGCUUUGGACACCACAUUAAUCCCCAGUGGAUUUUAAUACAAUUUUGAUAUGACACUGAGAACCAUUUGGACAUAUAUGACUGGGACUCUGUAUUAUUGUUUUCCUGGACUACAUUUUGUGAUCCAUUUUGCGAUGCUUUGCCGGACUGAUGGGAUGUGAACAAUCUGAAUACAGCAGUAAUGGAUUUGCAUAUUGUGAUUUGGAGGGACACAGCAGUAUAAGUGAUUCCUUUGUUGGGACGGAAUGUACUUGGAAAUGGGGCAGGUGACUCUUGCUGCUUUUCAGUUUCUCCAGAAGCUCUACUUUAUAUGGGACUAUAGGCAGUGCUUGAAUUAUGGUAGGGGAAAGGUAGCCCCAUCCCACAAACUACCCCAAACUUGCCAAAUCAUAGCUCGACUACAGCCUUCUAUAAAAGGGUACUAAGGUGGCUGUUGGAAAAGAGCAAGCAGGUAGGGCCCCUCUAAUCUCUGCACUCAUGCAAUUUGACUCCCACCCCCCCUCUCCUUGUGUGUCCCUGCAUUCUGCCAGAUCUGCUUUAGGUUCCCUACAACCCUCCAGAGAAUAUUGGGGAGGUGUGAGCAGUGCACAAGGGAAGAGAGAGAGGGAAAGUUCCAUUGUACUGUAUGCUUUAGAAAUGUGUGUUUGUUUGUUUUUAAAAAACCUAACAAAAAAACAAAGAGUAUUGUGUUUGCCUCUGGCUACCAUAUUCUAAAAUCGUUGUCGGCAAAAGCUUAGAUACUAAAAGUUUGAGAAUGCAAUAGAAAAGAGACUUACAGGACAAAACUAAGAACCAGAGUUGCCCAGUAGUUAAAAAGAUUGCAUUACAGACAAUAACUAAGAGGUAAUAGAUAUAGGGACGCGGGUGGCGCUGUGGGUUAAACCACAGAGCCUAGGACUUGCCGAUCAGAAGGUAGGCGGUUCGAAUCCCCGUGAUGGGGUGAGCUCCCGUUGCCCGGUCCCUGCUCCUGCCAACGUCACAGUUUGAACGCACGUCAAAGUGCAAGUAGAUAAAUAGGUACCGCUCCGGCAGGAAGGUAAACGGCGUUUCUGUGCACUGCUCUGGUUCACCAGAAGCAGCCUAGUCAUGCUGGCCACAUGACCCAGAAGCUGUACGCCGGCUCCCUCAGCCAAUAAAGCGAGAUGAGCGCCGCAACCCCAGAGUCGGCCACGACUGGACCUAACGGUCAGGGGUCCCUUUACCUUUAAUAGAUAUAUAUAUAUAUAAGAAAAAUCUUUUAGGCUGUAAGAACAGUCGAGCAGCAGAGCAUGCUGAUGAUCACAGAAUUGUCUUCUCAUGUUUGGUGGCUUUAGCUUUGGGAUUCUAUCUACAAUGUAGGUGCUUGGCACUUGCUCGUAGAGAUGACUUCCUCAUCAAGUGCCAUAAUGACUCAUAGCCCGUUCUUCAGCUUGUUUGGCUUUUAGUAGCUGUGCUUGUGCUCCUGCCAUUUACGCAUUCACUCAUGUUGUCAUUCUGUUACUAAAGUCAAUCCAUUUUGCUGCUAUCCUCUUCCCUUCCUUCUGUGUCGCGUCUAGCAAAGAUCAUUAGAUACAGUAACCAAUUUCAAAGUCUGACCAGAUAUUCUCCCCCUUUGAAAAGUUUCCUGGUUGAAAUAAUUGUUCAAGGCCUUCCUAUCCAGUGCAUCAAGAUAUUGGAGGCAAAGCAAUAAAGCGUCAUGCUCCAUAACUCUUAAAAACGCCUCUUAACUGUAAAAUUAGCAGAAUAAAACCAAUAGUGUGUAAAAAGUCUUGAGCUGCUUUAGGUAACUGCAGUCCAUUAAGUACUGGGUCUGGGACAGUCAUACAAUAGUCAUGCUAUUACUGCCUAAUCCUAUUGAAGGAUUAUACAAUAGCAUUUCAAAUUUUCAUCGUCCGGCAACUCUCAUUUAUGAUGGUCGCUUCACCACAUUGUCAAGAUAGCAGCCAGUGAAAGAAAAGCUUCCACGUAACUGAGCCAUUGAAACAAUCUCUUAUUAGCUUUUGAAGUCAAGAAUUGUGUGGACACAGAAGUAUGUCUCGAAUAAUUGGCUUGGAUCCUGAGACAUGCAAGCUGAACUGCAGUUCCACUGUAAAGUUUUCCUCCCUUUCCUCAUCAGUGCAGCCCCUGAAUAGUGUAGGCCAGAGCUUUCCAAACUUUUCAUGUUGGUGACACACUUUUUAGACAUGCAUCAUUUCGCGACACAGUAAUUCAGUUUUACUAGCAAACCGGAGGUUAAACUAACCCCUUUCCGGUUCUGACAGGAGCACACGAGAGCCAGUGUGGUGUAGUGGUUAAGAGCGGUGGACUCGUAAUCUGGUGAACCGGGUUCGCUUCCCCGCUCCUCCACUUGCAGCUGCUGGGUGACCUUGGGCUGGUCACACUUCUUUGAAGUCUCUCAGCCCCACUCACCUCACAGAGUGUUUGUUGUGGGGGAGGAAGGGAAGGAGAAUGUUAGCCGCUUUGAGACUCCUUCGGGUAGUGAUAAAACAGGAUAUCAAAUCCAAACUCUUCUCUUCUUCUUCUUCACAGUGAGCAUUUGCGCAACACACCUAUAUACUGUAGCCGACACACUAACGUGUCACGACACACAGUUUGGAAAGCUCUGGUGUAGGGUAUGGCACAGUGGGGAACCUCUGGAAGGGGGUACCUUAUAUGAGUGGAAGUACAUUUAUGCUUGCCCAUAGUGCUGUUAGAUCCAAACCAUUCAAAUUUGAUACAGCCUUUUGUUUAGCAUUUGAUGGUUUCCUUCAGUGGCAAAUGGAAAUGUUACCUCUUUUUUGCUAUUUUUUUCUACCUGCAAUUUAAGCAAUUAGCCUUACUCAGCUAAAAAUGGCAAAUUAUCUUCUACUAAGAAAGAGCACAGUCAUUUAAUGGUUCCUUUUGUGCCACAUAAAUGCAUGAAAUGCUAUUUUGAAAUGCAUUGAUACCAGCGACAUAAUACACAACAAAUAAUCUCCAGUAUGUAGUUACAAUGCUACAAUAAAUUAAUGCUGACUUUGUUGUAUUGGUACAGAUCUUUGAAUCACUAGUUAGAUAUCAAGAGUCAUAUUAAUUGUCAGAUAUUGGUUAUAGUUGACUACCUACUGUAACUCAAGUGUCCUGGGGUACCACGCAGUAAGAUUUCUCAUCUUCCACUCAGUAAAAAUAAAUGCUUUGUCCUUUUUCUUUCCUUUUUCCCAGUAUCUGCUUUCACAACCAAAAUUCUGGGCAAUUCAAACUUCUGCUCUGCUUCUCCGAACGAAGCUUGAGAGGGGAAGCAUUCGUCGAGUAGAACGGGCUAUGAAACAGACUCAGGUAAGAGGGUUUUUUGGUAUAUAGUUAAAUCUCUCUUCCAAUUUUCUACUCUUGCUAUUUGAAGUGCUUUCUUUCUUCUUUUUUUAAAUAAAGAAGCAAUAUAAAUAUUCAGGGCUUUUCAUAACACUUGAAUUACUUGCAUACUUUAGUUAUUUCUAAAUGCAGCGAACAAACAUUUUCUGUAGGCUAUUUAGAGCUGCAGCUUUUUUGCAGUCUUGGUGAAGGAUACCCAGGGAUAGAAACCUGUUUCUGCUUGGAUCACCAUUAUUAGAUAGUGGCAGGUGAUGUUCUGCCUCUGUACAGUAUUGGCCAAAUAGCUACUGGUAUUAAGCACAAGGACAAAAUGUUCAGGAAGAUCAAAAGAUAUUAGAAGUGUAGAGAACAAACUGAAAUGUCAAAAAUAUCUUUUGAAAGACUGCUGAAGUAUUUUUACUGAUUACAGCUGCAGGCCUAUGGAUAUUUACUUAGGAAAAAAGUUUCAUCAAGCUCUGUGGAAUUUCUGGGUGAACAUACAGGAUUGAGCAAUAGUUGAUAUCGCUAGUAAGGUUUCUGCAAUGUUUAAUGCAAAAUCCAAAAAAUGCUGACAGAUUAAUAUUUUUAUGAAAAUAUAUUUCCUUUAUUUUGGUGUACACAUGCUAUUUUCUUGAACCGGGCUAAGGAUUUUAAGGCAAGUUGUUGUUUUUUUAAUAUUGAAGUCUCAUUCUAAGCCAUGUUAAGGAAUUUGUUGAUUUGUUACUUUUCAGGCUGCCUAAAGUGAUAACGCUGUAGUUUUAGUUACCUGUCAGAAAUCUGCCAUUGCCUGUCUUCAUGGGAAUUACAAGCAGAUACAAGUUUUGAUCUGUAUGAUUAUUACACAAGAAUCUUAUGCAGCCAACACUGUUCCCACCUAAUCAUAUCUUUGCUUUUAUAAUGCAGUUAUUGUGCCUGUUAGCAUUCGAUAGUUUCAUAUUUUCUUUGCUGCUGAAUCAUGGAAAUUUUCCUAUUUAGGAUUUCUUGUAUGUGUUUCAUUCACAGCUAAACAAUUUUCCUAUUAAGGAGGCAAGUGGUGUGUCAUACCAAAGGUGCCUUUAAAAAUUGCUUAGCAAGCAAACUGGUAUUCUAAUGGGUAGGGCUGUCUGUCUUUAAGACUGAAAGGUCACCCAAGACUAUUUCCCCCCCUUAAUCAAACACAGAUGUGGUUGUGGUAGCUUGUGUCAAAUGGCAAUUCAUUACUAAAAAUGGUCUCUUUUAAGUGUCAUUUUCUGCAAUAAUUAUCACUUUUGUAUAGGGGGCAUAAAGGGGAGCAACUAUUUGCCACUUAUUUGGUUAAGAAUCAGUGUGGCUGUCCAGUCACUAUCGUAGUGAAUCUGGCCAAAAUUCUUCCCGAAAAGCAUUUCUUGAACAUCUGAUUCAACUGAAUUGAUUGGUUGUUAGUGGUGUUUUUGUAUCUUAAUUUUAAGUGGAAAUUUUUCGGUUUGGUUAUGUAGUUUUUAAUGUGUUUUAUUUUUAUGACUAUUUUGCUAUAUUUGUAAUUAUGUAAAGCUUUUCAUAUUGUAAGCCGCCUUGAGCAUUGUUUUAACUGUGGAAAGGUGGCAUACAAAUAAAUGAUGAUGUUGAUGGUGAUGUUUGUAGCAGGAUGCCUGCUGCUGGAGUGCUGUCUCCCACACAUUGCUGCUCUCUCAGGAUCAGAAAGAAGACUUGCAGCUCUCUCUCCUGUCGCAAACCCCACCAUUAGAAAAGCCAUUCCUGAAAACUGGGGGUUCCAAUAAUAAUAAUAAUAAUAAUAAUAAUAAUAAUAAUAAUAAUAAUAAGUAGUAGUAGUAGUAGUAGUAGUAGUACCCCGCUCAUUUGGUCACACAUUAAAAUCUUCCCUAAACAGGGCUGCCUUCAGAUGUCUUCUAAAAGUCUGGUAGUUGUUGUUCUCUUUGACAUCUGGUGGGAGGGUGUUCCACAGGGCGGCUGCCACUACCGAGAAGGCCCUCUGCCUGGUUCCCUGUAGCUUUGCUUCUCGCAGUGAGGGAACCGCCAGAAGGCCCUUGGUGCUGGAUCUCAGUGUCCGGGCAGAACAAUGGGGGUGGAGACGCUCCUCAAAUAAAUGAAAACUAGAAAUUCAGUUCUUCCUUGACAGAUAGUUUUGCUGUCUUCUGACUCCUAUAAAAUUCUGGAUAGUUCUAAGAGUAGUCCAGUAGCAUAAGAUUUUGCAACAUCAGACUAGCAAGUUUGGGGGGUUUUUUAAUCAACUGCAGCUGUUACUUUUUUGUGGUUUCUUCAAAAGAGAAGCAAUGUUGGCAAUUAAAACAAGUUACGGUAUAAUUUAUCAUCACUGAAUAGUUCAAAAGAUUCAUUGGAAAUGUGUGUUCGACAGAAUGAAACUUGGUGCUCUUUGUUUUUAUGUUGACUGUAUUCCUAAUAUAAAAAGUGGUCUUAUUUCAACAGAGAAGCCUAAAAUCCUGUGAGUGUCAUAAACCCUUUUCACUUUAUGUGGUAAUUGCAUCCUCAUAUGGGUAAACAAGGAUGGAAUGUUAUAUUUUAAAAUACAGUGGCCUUAAUUUAAAACGGUUUUUAGCAAUCACUAAAUUGGUUCCCUCUGCAUUCUAUAGAGGUAACCAAUAAAUAGUACUUUUGUACACAGAAUCUUUUAUCUCAUAGUUUGCACUGGAAAUUGAUGAAAACAAGAUAAAAUGAAGCAAAAGCACAUGAAUCAUUUUUAGUGGAGGUCUUCGUAAAUGAGCCAUGUUUCUAGGCUUCCAAUAUUCAUAGAAUCAUAGAGUUGGAAGGAAUCGUGAGUAUCAUUUCUUCCCGACACCCUGCAAAGCAAGAGUCUUUCUCCCAAGCCCAUUUCUUUAACUCCUUCAGCAGACCCUAGGAAUGCCAGGGGCUUCAAAAUGUAAGCUGUUGGAAGUGUCCCCUAAAGCAGGGAUGUCCAACAGGUUGACCGCGAUCUACUUGUAGAUCCCUGGGAGUGUUUGUAGAUCGCGGUCGAUCGCUGAGUCCCUUUCCUUAGCGUUGGUAAAAUCAAAUCCAGCCCCGCCCCCUCACCCCUCCCUCCAGAACGGAAGACGGUGUUUACUCAGUGAGGCUCAUUUGUUGGUGAGUGGCUGUUCCCUUUGACCUGAACUCCCAAAAAACAGGGGUCACUGCCAGUGACCAGAUUACUGCUAGAUCACUGCCAGUUUUUAAUUCUGUAAGUAGAUUGCAGUCUCUUGGGAGUUGGUCACCCCUGCCCUAAAGCAUCUAAAUGCAAGGAUCACGGAGGGAGGGAAAUCUGUGACUUCUGUGGUUAAGCACUCUAAAACAUUCACAGUGCAAUCCAAUCCAUUUAAUAGAGCUUAUUCCCAGGUAAAUAUAGAUAAGAAUGCAGCCGUCAGGGCCGGCAUGUCCCCUUGAGCCUCUUGAGGUGAAACGGGAAGUGCCACCCUGCUGGUGGAGAAGCACUGCCAGCAUCAACACUGAUUUCUGGCAAGGUUCUGUGGGCAGGGUGCCCCCCGGGGUGCAGCCACAAGGGUUUCUGCCAACCAAGGUGGUUGCUUCACACACACACACACACACACACACACACACCCAUGGUGGGCCUGGCCUGGCAAGCCUUCGUGCUGUACUUUGCUAAACUGAGCUUCAUUAGGAUUAUCCUUAGAGCCCAUAUAAAUGAAAUUCUACUUUAUGUUAUCUAAUUACACAUUGUUAUUAAUUUAUUAUAUUUGUUAACUGCCCUUCACCUUAAGUUCCCAGAAUUACAUCUUUUUUUUUAAAAAAAAGACCACAACAAGACAAUAAAAACCAUCUCAAAAUACUACACCAUGGAAGCACUCUGUUACAUUGGAUAGUGGGGUCAUGGGUUCGAGCCCCACGUUGGGUAAAAGAUUCCUGCAUUGCAGGGAUUGGACCAGAUGACUCUUGUGUUCCCUUCCAACUCUACUGUUCUAUGAUUCUAUGAUUUAAGAAACACUAUUUUGCCCAUUAACAAUCAGUCAUUGCUUCUGAAAAGGUCUGGACCUUUGUUUACAGUCUGAUCCUAUGCAUUUUUAGUUGGAAGUAAAUCCCCAUUUUGCUUAAUAGGACUUGCAUCCAAAUAAGUGUUCAUAGGAUCCAGAAAUCUGUCUCUGUUCUCUCAGAAGAUAGAAUUCUGCAGUGCUAAUAUAUGUUGAUUGUAUAGCCAGAGUUUUGUAAUUUUGCUUUAGGUUAUAUAAAUUCCAGAUAGUGGUAAACAAUUACAUUUCCCUUCUUAAUAUCACCAAACAACAUGCAUGAUAUUGUUCUUUCAGGUAAUAUAUGCAUUUCAGAAUUAUUUAAAUUGAGUUUCCCAAUUGAAAUCAGUUGCCUCAGUGAUUUAUACAUUGCCAUGAUUUAAACCAUUCCAGCCUGAUCUUCUCUUGCACUCAGCAAAUUGCAGUUCCUGACACCAUGAAAAGGUUGAGUUAGACUUCCAGUACAUGUUGUUUUGCCCGUCUUGUUUAAAAUAAAUAGGUAGGCUUUUUGUUUUUGUUUAAUUCUCUUUGUUUAAGCCAAAAGCUGCAUACAGGUGCACAUUUCCAUUUUGUUUUCCAUAUUUUUUUAUCAUUGGCCAUGAGUAUAUUUUGCAUGUCUCUCUGUUAUUGAGUUCAAAGUUGGUUGAGGUUAAUACACCUCCUUAGGAAAGCUCACCUAACCGCUGCACCCAGACAGUCUCCCCACCCCCACAGCUUAGCAUGCAGUGUUUAAAAUGUUUUCUGGCUUCAUCUCAUACCUAUUACCAUUUUCCUAGUAGGUGGUCCGUGCAAUUCAGCUCUGUAGCUUAAUGGAUUUCAGCAAUGCUCUUUUCAUAAAACAUCACUGUGAAAGCAGCAGAUAGCAUUAGCUCAUCUGAUUUAUGGAAUACCAUGUGGUGACCUUUUGGAGGAAGGUCCCAGUUAAAUUUAGUUUGCAUACUAAAUGCCACAGCUAUAUGGAAGAAUGAAUGGUGAGGAUGCAACCAGGUGACCUCCCCCCCCCUCCAAUUCAAAGAUCAGGAAGCAAGUCAGUCAUGCUCAAUUGUAGUCUCUUAUGCAGGCAAUAUGCAUAACCUUUGCUGGUUUGGAAAGCCUGUGUUUUGUUCACCUUGCCAUACCUGCAGAAUGUUAGGGUCUCUUAAUGUUGGAUGACAUUGGCGUUGUGUAUGAGUCACCCUGUCUGUAAUAAUAGUUGUCAACAGCACACAGUGUCUUACAUCCUCCCCUGUUAAUUAGAGAAAGGUGGUUCUCCCUGCCUAACCCCAGAUGUAGGAAUACCAAUUGCGCUUGAAGCUUUGUACUUGCUUUGUUGCAGAAUUUUAUCACUUAAGUAUUAAAGCACUGCAUUAAAAUGCAGAGAUUUAACUGGGAAAGGAAGGAGCAGAUGGUGAGGUUUGGCUUUCUUUAAAUGUUUGUAAGAAAAUGAUUAAUUUUAAUACUAAUCAAAAGAAGUUAUUUGGAGAUUUUAGAGAUUUUUCAUUCUAAUAGAUGCAUGCGCUGGUAAGAGAAUGAGAUACAUUUUUUAACUUUCAUAAAGCGAUUGUGUGAUCUAUUCUAUGCAGUUUUCAUCAUCUUUUCUAUUGUAUCCACAUGUUAUCAGCCAGGAAUUAGAUCCCACCCAUUAACAAAAUAGCACUGUGCGGUCGUAUCCUCCCUCUUAUCAUAUUGUUAUUCCAUUUCAUUGGGGGAGAGCCAGAAAAAUUCAAUAUUUUGGCCUCCAGUGAAUUUUUAAGUCUGGUUAUGUCUUUUCUUCCCCCUGACUGCCUUGAUUAGAGGACCUCUGGGGUCGGCCAGUUAUGCUAAAUGUUUCCUUGUGACCUCAGGAAUCCAUUGCUUUUUUUUAAAGUGAAGAGCUUUAAGUAAUGUUUCAAAAUAGGAGCAGUGUAACAUCAACAGACAAGAUCCCAAAUAAUGUACCAUAUGCAACUUGCCUGUGAUUUAAUACAGAGGCAUGCAGGAGGGGUUUGAAUUGGAAAGCUGAAUUAUUAUUUUCUGUGCUCCAUCAAGAUUUCCUUAAAAUGUCACUACAACUUCCUGCAUGGGGAUGUAAGUGCUGAUAUGCACUCAUAUAUUUCUUGAUGCCUUAUCUGUAUUUAGCAGGUCAUUAUUGGCCCCAAUUUUUCACUCUGCGCAUUGUUAGCUGGAUCCAGUGUAACCACUUCCACCGCUAUGGUGUUUCCAGGCCCAACAUGCUGUCACAAUUUGCUGUCCAGUUUGAGGUAGAACUGGAAAGUGAACUGGAAACAACCUGGGGGGCUGUGUGACAAGCUGAUCAGGCUUGAGAUGCACCCAGCCAGGUUUCUUUCUUUGCAAGGGGACCACAAGGGUCCCUCACAGCAAGACGUGAAGCUACAGGGAACCAGACAGAAGACCUUUUCAGUAGUCGCCUCCACCCUGUGGACUGCCCACCCAGCAGAUGUCAAAGAGUUAGACAGCUACGGUAUAUAGUUUUUCAUAGGCAUCUGAAAGCAGCCCUGUUUCAGGAAGCUUUCAGUGGUGGUGAUGCUGCUGCUGCUGCUGCUGCUGCUGCUGCUGCUGCUUGUUUUUCCUGUAAUUUUGUUGGAAGCCGCCCAAAGUGGCCAGAGCAACCCAGUCAGGGCAGAGUAUAAGAAUUUCUCCUAAUACUAAUGCUACUAAUAAUAAUACCAGGACAAACAAGCAGAUCAGAAAGGUCAAAGCUUUAUUUCCUAACCAAAUGUGUGUUUUCCCUUGUAGAGAGGGAAAAGGGAGCCUAGAAGAUGGAGUGAAGGAAUUACCCUAUCUAGCACACUAACUUUAAUCCAUGUACAUACCAAGGAUUGGCAGUGGGGGUGUGUGUGAGAUGCUCCCACAAAUGAAAGACCUGGGCUAGGGAGCCAUGUUAGAAGCAAAAUAAAAGAAUCCUGUGGGAUUGUAAAAACAGAAUUUCCUUUUGCCAAAAUCCACGCUUGUAUUGUCUCAAUACUUUCCUUUUGACAAGCACAGGAACACCUGUUCUAUACGCCCAGAGUCUCCACACAUUAAAAUCCAGAUUGCCAGCUUGCUUGUUUGCUAGCCCAAACCUGUUGCUUCUCUUCCUAGCCCCACUGUAGUGUCCUGUGUCAACGCUACAAGUUGGUGGUUGGGGAGGGCACACAACCUCAAGCACUCCAGUUCAUUUUGCAUCUUUGAGAGCCUCUUCUUCUUUUAGUGACCACAGAGAUUAAAUUUGUGGAAGCUCAGAGAUGUACCCACUGGAAUAGAAUUACGUACCUUAUUCAUGGUUAUGGAAAGAAGAUCGUUCUGCACCUACUUGUAUGUAAAAUGCUAUAUUGUUAAACUCUGUGUGCCCUGGAUAGUAUUUGCACUAAAUUCAAAUCAGAAGCCUUGAAGCAAUCAGUGAAAUGCAGCUACAUUUCUCUGGAUGCAUACAAAAUUACAGUCUUUUUAAAAUUCAGUUGCAUUAUUAGGAAUUCAUGGUCCAGCUAUCUACAAGGGAUUAUUAUUCUCAGCUUGCCGACAUACUUAUCUGUAACAGAUCCCACAACACCCUUGAAAGUACUUCAUCUGUAUGUUGCAGUGACACCUCUGGUCUAUUAAAUUCAUUUUUAGCAAGGGAGCCUUUAAUCUCCAUUUGCUUGCAUGUGUCGCAAUGUAUUAACUGCAGAAGAGGCAAAAUACAGUUGCUACUUGGUUUUGCAAACUGCAUUGUUAGUUUUGUAAUAGUCCAUCCAUUGCUCCAAUGUUAUUUUCCUAAAGCUGUUUUUAGUUACCCAGACCAAAAUUUCAUCUGAGGAGCCAGAUGAUGUGGCAUUUAAGCUGGCUAAAUCUAAGUAAAUUCCUUGUGUAGCUAAAUAACAUCACAGUAUUGAAACUUAAUAUAAAUUGAUUAGACAGCACAUAAUUCAUGGCGCUGUUUUCCCUAACUACUUGCUUUACAGUGUUAAAAGCAGGAUCUGUUCCUUACCGUUUACAUUUUUGUGACCACAGAGAGGUAGGAAAGAAACCAAAUCUUAUGCAAGAUAUAGGGUGCAAAUAUUGAAUUUAACAUAUAUCGUGCCUGGGUGAGGAUUGAACAGGUUUAUGCAUUACAAGAAAACAGCCUAAAACGAAUACUCAGUUUGAACCCAGGAAGGCUGAAGCAGGACUACUCCAAAUGAGGAACCAGGACUUACCCAGUAGCCAUUCCAUGAGUUCAUAGCACCCAUUCUAUCAUACUUCCUAAGAAUGUUCCCUUAUACAUGUGAUACCCCAGUUUGCCUUAUUUUCAUCCUGAAAGUUUAUUCAGCACAUGUUGUUCAUGUUUCCAUAUAUUUUUCUGGUGCAUAGGCUUGAUGCUCUAGUUCUUGGCAACUUCACCACCAAUUUACUACAUUGUUUUGGUCUUGGAUUGUGUUUUAUAUGCAUGCUUCUUUCUGGCAACUUCUGCAGCCAAGCUGGUUCAAAAUGUAUUGCUUUGUUUUCCCAUGGACCACAUCAGUGAAGCUGUUGUUGUUUGGUCGUUUAGUCGUGUCCGACUCUUUGUGACCCCAUGGACCAGAGCAUGCCAGGCACUCCUGUCUUCCACUGCCUCCCGCAGUUUGGUCAGACUCAUGUUUGUAGCUUCGAGAACACUGUCCAACCAUCUCGUCCUCUGUCGUCCCCUUCUCCUUGUGCCCUCAAUCUUUCCCAACAUCAGGGUCUUUUCCAGGGAGUCUUCUCUUCUCAUGAGGUGGCCAAAGUAUUGGAGCCUCAGCUUCAGGAUCUGUCCUUCCAGUGACCACUCAGGGCUGAUUUCCUUAAGAAUGGAGAGGUUUGAUCUUCUUGCAGUCCAUGGGACUCUCAAGAGUCUCCUCCAGCACCAUAAUUCAAAAGCAUCAAUUCAGCGAGGCUGAGAGGGAGGUCUUUUCUGGGCAGCCCAGGACCUCCAUAUUCACUGCUCACGCUUCCGCCUCAAAGAGUUCACUUUGGUUCUGCAGAGAUCCUUGGUUCCCAACAAUGCAAAAGGGAGGAAUUUUGUCAUGAGGGAGGAAUUGAAGCCAGCUUUCAGCACUUCUCUUGGGAUUCCGUCCUUUCCUGGGGCUUUACCACAUGCCUGAGAGUUGAUGGCGUUCUUCAGCUUAUCAAAGAGGGGGGGACAUCCAGCUCUUCCAAGGCAGGCAGACUCUGUUGAUUGCUGUGUCAAGGACCAUGUUUCCCUGCAAGUACAGUUCUUGUUAGUGCUCUGCACAUUGCUUCAUCUGCUUGCUGUGGUCUGUGAUUAUCCCUCCCGACAAGCUUUUCAGCAAUGCAGUUUUCCUGACUGUUGAUCCUUUCCUCAUGCCUUGGUACAUUUUGCGAGUGUUGCCAGUGACAGCAGCAAGUUGAAUGCUCUGACACAGCUUUAGCUAGUAGUCAUUGACACAGCAGUCUGGCAAUCAGUGGGGUAUCAGUCCUUACCUUUCUCAGUGUAGCAAGUGUCUUCUUGGGAGUCUAGAGUGUCAACUGCUCAAAGUAUCCUUCCUUCACUCAUGUCUUCCUCCAUGGGGUCCCUAUUUUGAAAUCGUAGGUGUUAGAUACAAGCCAGCAACUGAUGUUUGUGGGGUUUUCUGAUGUACGUAAAGGGCCUAAUACCCCCUACUAAGUUACCUAUUUCUGUGAGUGGCACUCUGAUCCAAACAAUUAAAUCACUGUUUUCUCUAUAAAAACAGCGAAUCACCAAUUUUUGAAAUAUGGCAAAGAAGAUCCUUUAAAGUAUUGUUUAAAAUGACCCUGUUAUAUAGGUGGAUUGGUCUGUUUUGAGGCUGGGAAUCAAAAUAAGGCUUAUCCACACUCUGCAGUUGAGCUGUAACCAUAGAUACGGUACAGUAUACUGGUGUCGGAUGAAUGAAUAUAAUCAGUCUGCUGCUAUAAUUUAUUAGCUAUCUUCUCUGAUCAGAUAGCUGAUUAAUGACUAGCAAAAAUGUGUGAUUGCCUUCAUGAGGUGGAUGUUUGUUUAUGGCAAUAAAGAUAUUUAAAGUUACACAGCACGCACAAGAAUAUUUCAGCUGAAUCUGUUGAGGCUAUAUAUAUAUUAAGAAUUGUGGUUCAUGCAUUCCUUUUAAAAGUGUUUAGGCCUGAAUUAUAAUCUUGUAAUAGUGUUGGUGAUAUCUGCUGUGUGUGUUUUUUUUACUUCUGAAAGUCACCUUGCUAUCUUUAGACAUAUAUAUUUGAAAGCCAGUUGAUGGUGUACUCAAAAUACAUAACGCUGGUACAGCAAAUCUUAGGCCAGGAUCCAUGCAACCAUGAUCUGUAUUGGGACCUGUGCUUUUCAACUUGCUCAUAAAUUACGUAGAGCUAGAGGUGAGCAGUGAGGUGGUCAAGUUUGCUGAUGACACCAAAUUGUUUAGGGUGGUUAAAACAAAAAUGCAAUGCAUAGCAGCUCCGAAAGGAUCUCUCUAAACACUGCAAAUGGGCAUUAAAAUGGCAGGUGCAAGUGAAUGCAAACAAAUGUAAAUUAAUGCACAUUAGGGCAAAAUGCUCAUUUAUACACAUGGGGUUUGAACUGGUAGUGAAUGGCUUGUAUCCAAAGCAGCACUAAGGAUUUCCACUUGGACAAUGGAACUUUCCCCCCUCUCCUCCUCCCAUGGAUGUGCCCCUAAAUAUGAGGGUCUGUAGGGAAUGAGUUGCCUUUCACAUAUUUGGGGCCUAAGUUGAUUAGGGCUUUAAACACUAAUGUAAGCACCUUGAAUUGUGCCUGGAAACAAACUGGCAGCCACAGCAGCUGUUUUAACAUGGUAUUAUAUGAUUUCUGAAUAGAACCCCAGCCAGUAAUCUGGCUAUUGAAUUUGGACAAGUUGAAGCAUUGCAAUAUUUUAAUCUAGGUGCUAACAGAGUAUGGAGUACAGUGGCCAAGUCUAAAAGUGGCCGGCAUGAAUUGGAAAUAUGUGCUCCCAGCCACUAAGGCCACCUGAUCCUUCAGUGACAACUCCCAAGGUACAGACCUGUUUUUUCCAGAAAAAUGCAGCCCUGUGUGGAACAGGCUAUCUUCCCACCUCCUGGAACUUGGAACACAUGGCACCUCUUGCUUUUCUUCAAUUCACCUUCGAUUUACACACUUGAACACUAAGCAGCCCUAUUCAGAAGUAAAGUUUGUGUGUUUCAACAAAUUAGCAGGGAGUGGAGCAGAGCCUCACCAACUAGCCCGACUUUCAGUCAUGCAUGCUGCUUUGACCCACUCCUAGCACCACAUUAGUGGGUGAUAAUGCCUUUGUGUAUACUUCUGAAUAGGGCUUCACAGUGGUGAAGUGAGAAAUGCUGACAGAAUCAAAAAGUCAUUUUCAGGUAAUAAAUGGGAACAAUCUCCUUGUCCCCUCAUGGAUGAACAUAGGCAUCAAGUCUCAGCUUGAAGUUGGGAUCUUGAUCCUCAGCACCUCUAUAAAUACACUUCAUGUAUUCAUGAAGCCUCCCUCACUGCAAACGUUUAUACCAAACACAUAGGCAUUCGACAGUGGGCAAGUCAGUGUGCGUAAAGUCAGAGGUGGGGCUCGUUGGCGCAGCCCCACUCACACCUUGAAUCAAUGUAUGAGAAUUACUUCUGAAUGGGACUAGUGUGUCCAUAACAAAAACCACAUUCUCUAAAAUUGUAAAAUCGAAACACUCCUGUCUUUAUUAGCUAGUGCAGCAGCCAACUUUGAGUAGGAACAUGAGAUAGCAUCACCAAGUAGAACUAGUAUGAUUAUAAAGUUGAGGAUAUGUGAAACAUGGGAAUCUAAGAAAAUGAGAGAGGUGUGCUUUGUUAAGUGAAAUUUUAAUGUGGAGUCCAUCAGUGGUUUAUGUGAUAGGCCGUGAUAGCUGUGUUUCUCUUCUGUUAUCUCCUGUUGCUAUUGCCUCCUUUGCUGACCACUGAGACUACAAGCUCUUCAGCUUUGGCUGUCUUUCUGUGUAAGAAGUGGUUUAUUUCAUAGAUUUUUAUGGCAUGUUGACAUUUACAAUACCAUCCCAUUCAUUUUUCCAGUGUAUUGUGUCCAUUGGGACUUACUUCCUUGUUUGAGUGCUUAGAAUAGCAGCCUUAAGAGCUGUGCUGUUGUAGUUUUGUUUCAGUCCUAGACAGAAUCGUAAAUACUGGUAAACUUCCAUUUAUAUACAUAGUGUUUUGUAUUCUCAGGCUCUUGCAGACCAAUUUGAAGACAAGAAAACAUCAAUUUGUGAACGUAUGAAACUAUUUUACAGUUGCCAAGUUCCUCCACAUUGGGCUAUCCAGGUACAGAAUAACUGGUGCAUAAUGUUUUAGUUAGAAUUCACAUUACAUUUGAUUUUUAAGCAUUUAAUUUUUGAAAUGUCCCAGCUGAGAUAUUGCACUGGGGAAAUGAUUGCUUGUUUUGUUAACAUGAAGAAUGUUACAGAUUUCUCUCCGUUUUAAAUAUAUUUUCCCCAGCUUUUGAUUUCUCCUCCAGUAUUAAAUUGUUUGUUAACAGUCUCUUCUCCCUCCCCAAACAAACAUAAUGAUUUAGCUUAAAGAAUAAUACUUUCAUAAAUGUUCAAUAAGUCAUGAUCCAGGAAAAAAAUUAAACUGUCUCUCCACCCCCCUUUUAAACUGUCUUAACAUAUUAUCAGUGGGGACACACAUAACCACAAAUUUAGAGCUUUAAAAUCCAGCUUAAUAGUUAAGAUAAUGUGGUCAAAAGACUGCUUUCAACUUCUAACUUAGAUUUGCAAUCUGUUUGUAUUUCUCUGACACAUUUUAACAUUUUCCCCUAGGAUUUUCCCCCUUUUAAUUUUUUUUAACCUUCCAGUUCACAAAAAAACCAGUGUGGUUUUAAUUUCUAGCUUUUCUGGCCAAACCAAUAUUCCAAGUCCUACUGAGAGGUAUACUGGUGAUUUAUUAUUUACAGUGGUUGCAAUAUUUUCUUAAGUAGCACUGCCCAUUUCAUACAUUUCUCCCAUACUUAACCUAAGAACUAUUGCAUGUAAAUCAUACCUAUGUCAGGAAUCGUAACUCCUCCAGCCUGGCCUUCUGUAGAAUGCACGGUCACCUGAGGCCACAAGCUGCUUUCCUCUCUUUCACUCCCAGAAACCCGUGUAAAAGGAAACGGGAAGAGACUUGUGAUGCAUUUCUCAUCAGUUCACGCUUAGGGGCUCUUUGGUUGCGUUCCAACAUCUCACCCAUUCUUUUGUUUGUUUCUAUGUCCCUGAAUCCUAUUUGCUUUUCCUUGAUCCUGGUUAAGUCCCCAGUCAACUUUGUUGCUUCUCAGUGUCAGCGGGAGGUAGGUUAAAUGAAAGUGGCUGAUCUACAAGGUAGUAGGUAACAUGCUGAUAGAAUUCCCAGCAGUCAGUGUUACACCUUAACCCAACUGCAUACGGAGAAGUGUCAGUAUGACCCAGACUCAAGGCAGAGGAAGUCAACAAUGGCCAGCCACAGUCUCAACUAGGAACAGUUGCUGGUCAUCUGUGCAGCAACUUGGCUCUUAGGGACAUUUCUCCAUGCAGUUCCAUUAUCAAAGCACAGUCUAGAGGUGGGGAACCUGUGGCCCUACAGAUGUUACUGAACUGUGCCUCCCAUCAUUCCUGGCAGUUGGCCAUGCUGGCUGCAGCAGAUGGGAGUUGUAGCCCACAUCUGGUAGCUCCAUCAUCCCUGACCACUGGUCCUGCUAGCUAGGGAUGAUGGGUGUUGUAGUCCAAAAACAGCUGGAGACCAAAGUUUGGGAAACGCAGGUCUAGAGAAAUACUGUAGAGGGGAGGGAGUUGCUGGCUGUGUUUAUGAUUUAGUUCUUAGUGAAUUAAGAUUGUAAGACCUGUGCCUAAUCUCUGCUUGUGUUGAUUUUAAAAGAUUAUCAGUGCUAACUCAGUAGAUUUCUAUGCUUGAUUUCUUUAGCUAUCAUAUAUUAUUUUUUAUUUUUUAGAAUUCCCAUGCCCUUCUAAGCUCAACUUGAAACACUUUAAAUUAUUUUCCACCUUACAUAUAUUAUGCUAAAUGGUUUUACUAGAGGGAAAUUCUGGAUUUGAAUUUUUCAAUAUCUUCCUUUGCAGCGGCAGCUUGCAAGCUUACUAUUUGACCUUGGAUGUACCAGUUCAGCUCUGCAGAUCUUUGAAAAGCUUGAAAUGUGGGAGGAUGUAGUUAUCUGCUAUGAAAGAGCAGGACAGCAUGGAAAGGUAGAGUACAUCUACUUAUUUUCACUGUGUUUAUACAUAAUGUACCCCAGAGUUGCAUACAUGCACAAGUACAUGUACAUCAGCGCCCUGCAGGAAGCAACUUCCUUUCACUGGAACAUAUGGUAAGGGUCAUUAUGAGAAGGAAAACUGUUUCCCAUAAAUUUUUAUAAAAUUAUUCAGAACAGUAUUUAUGUACUACUACAAAGACUAAUGUGAUGGACUUGCAUGAAAGGUCUUCCCUAGAAUCCCAGAAUUGAAAAGUACCAGAAGAUCAUGGAGUGCAACUACUAAGUUGAGCCAAGAUCUGUACCACAAUGUUCUUGUAAACAGAGAGCAGGAGUGAAUGAGUGGGAGGCAAUUCCAGAUAGCUGAAGCAAAUGAGCCAGGUCGGAUGAUAUUUGUCAUUGCGAAAACUCAUUGUAAAAACUCUACAAAAUGACAGAGAGGCGAAGGACUUCCUUCUGGUCUCUCUGAUUAGAGGUUUGGGGGCUCCUGACUUUCUUGCCUGUGACCUUCUUUCUCUCAUGCUUUCCUCUCCUCUUCCUUCCUCCCAUGGUCCCAGGGCUACUGUUAAGAUCCUCCUUAGAAAUUGAAAGAGUGCUUAGUACCAAAGCCAUCCAUGUCUUCCCACUUCUGCAAGUAUCCCCUUCCCACAGGGUCAAGUCUGGCAUACAAAAGGAACUGGCUGAGGCGGCAAGGCUAAUCUAACCUCCAACAACACAAGAAUUGCCUAUGAAAACAACAGAAUGAGGUGGCAGAGAACUGAGGUGAAGAACUGAACAGGCCGUUCCAUUUCAGACCACCACUGGUAGAGGGUAAAAAUAAAAAUAAAAAAAUCCAUGCCAAUAAUAAACUAGCACAAAGGGAGGGAGCUGUAUUGCAAUAUGUCCCCUUCAUGUAUUUGCUGGCACCUUACAUAGAAGAGCAUUUUUAAAAAUGGCACCCCAAGGGCUAGUUCAUUCUUCCACCUCAGAAUUCUGCAACCUCAAUCUUGAUGUCUACAUCAGCCGUUUGUUCAUAGAAAAAGACAAAUGGGGAAAUGCUGAAGGGAAAGAGAGUGGGUAAGAUUGGGGAUAAGAGUGGAAAUGAAGUAGAGAUCUUGCGCCUACAGGAACCUGCAGUGUUGGCGCAGGUUUGAAGAGUGCCUUGAAGCAGUCUCCUGGGCAGAAGGCUGAACGAAGUGGGAACUGAAAGGUGCCCUGUUAUAGGAAAGGGGCUGCCUAAUGGCUGUGAUCUCAUUAAGGACAGGACUGGAAUGCAAGGGUCAUUGCAUGGCAAAGAAUACCAGUAGUAUGAUGUCAUUAAACACCACAGUAUGAAUCCCCACCAAGUUGUGUCUGGGAGAUACACAAAGGAUCUCUGACCAAUCAGAACUUGCAGCCAGAUAAAUGAGGUGUGGGGAAAGGGUAAGGCAUUUCCCAGGCAAUUUAGGAAUGAUCCACUUACCCCACUGGAAGAUGCUUGCUAAAAGGAUACCCAUUGCCUUAGUGCUUUUGUUGUUUUGUUGUUUAGUCAUUUAGUCGUGUCCGACUCUUCGUGACCCCCUGGACCAGAGCACGCCAGGCACUCCUGUCUUCCACUGCCUCCCGCUGUUUGGUCAAACUCAUGCUGGUUGCUUCAAGAACACUGUCCAACCAUCUCGUCCUCUGUCGUCCCCUUCUCCUUGUGCCCUCAAUCUUUCCCAACAUCAGGGUCUUUUCCAGGGAGUCUUCUGUCCUCAUGAGGUGGCCAAAGUAUUGGAGCCUCAGCUUCAGGAUCUGUCCUUCCAGUGAGCACUCAGGGCUGAUUUCCUUCAGAAUGGAUAGGUUUGAUCUUCUUGCAGUCUAUGGGACUCUCAAGAGUCUCCUCCAGCACCAUAAUUCGAAAGCAUCAAUUCUUCGGCGAUCAGCCUUCUUGAUGGUCCAGCUCUCACUGGGAAAGCCUUAGCGCUUAAUUAGUGCUAAAUAAGGGUAACUGUCUGCACUAGAUAUGACAGAGGGACUAAUUAAGCUUGGCCAUAUCGUCAUUAUGCACACUGGUUACUGCGAGGAAAUUUUCCUGCACAUCGACUACUAUGGAAAGGUUAUUUGGCAGGAAUCACUAGAACUUUUCCUGAUAGAAAUAUACUUAGCUUGAAUGGCCACAGCUUCCUCUGAUUGAUUUUCAAGUGGUGUUUCACUUGCUGCUCACAGCAGAGCCAAAACAGACAAACAUUUCUGGGAUGCAUGCAGAGUUCCAACUGAACCAAGCUUUCCUGUAACAAAGUUGUCUCUAAUGCAUGAAUUCCGCAAACCUUUACACAGUGGCCCGCUAGCUUCUUAAGCACAAUGUUUCUCUCACUGCCACUUUCCAACCAGCUAGUCUAUACUGUGCUGAGUAGCACUUAGGGCAUCUUGGAAACCCACUAUGUUGCAUUCUUAGUCUCUGGAUUUUCUGUAUGGGGGCAAAGAAGUCUGGGGAAACAGAACCUUAAAAUUUAUAGUUACAGGUAGGUAGCCGUGUUGGUCUGUCGUAGUCGAAACAAAAUAAAACAAAUCCUUCCAGUAGCACCUUAGAGACCAACUAAGUUUGUUAUUGGUAUGAGCUUUCGUGUGCAUGCACACUUCUUCAGAUACACAGAAGCUCAUACCAAUAACAAACUUAGUUGGUCUCUAAGGUGCUAUUGGAAGGAUUUGUUUAAUUUUGCUUAAAAUUUAUGUUGAUGUUGUUGCAUGGAUUUUAGCUCAUCUCUCUUCACACACACACACACACACACACACACACACACACACCACAUAUGAGGAGGAGGUUGUCCAUGAAUUUUGGCCCAGAAAUAGCAAUCCUGCUCUGUAAAACAUCACAGAAAAGCGUUUCUUAGUGUGAAUUCCAAAAAAAUGCAUGAGCUUGGAAACCAGACAGGAUGUUCUGGGGAAACCAUCCAGUGUCUACAUUUAUUAAUUGCCAUCUGUAUCCACAUAUUUGCUUCCCUAACAGCUGGAUAUGUAGACAGACUAGUGUGUAUUUUAAUUUUUCAGACAUUGGGUCUCUCAGACAUCUUGUUGGUUCUGUGUCUUGACAAAUGUCCAGUAUACCCAGCAUACUGUGUCUAGUGUUUGCAAUUUCUGAUGCUCUAGAGAGCGUGUGUGUGUGGAGGGUCAUUCUUUUAUAAGCUAAUAAUUACAUAUUUUCAUGAAUUUUCUUACAUCUUGUGUCACAAAGGCAAUAGCAGUUCUUCAACAAAACUAUUUAAAAAGAAGUUAUACUUGCAGAGACUAGAACAUUAGACACUGUUAUGAUUAUCAUUUUUCAGAAAUACAUAUUCCACUAUCUUCACUUCAACUUCCCCUGCCCAUAGAUAUUUAGUUGCAUAGAUGCAGAGGCUGCAGUUAAACAAUAGAUUGAAGGAUUUUGGAUGGAAAUCUCUAACAGUGCAAUCCUAACCCUAUAUACUCAGAAAUACCCUACUGGAUUCAAUGGGGCUUACUCCCAGGUAAAUGGUAUUAGGAUUGCAGCCCAAACUUGUGAUAUAAAUAAUGUGGAAAUUCUCCCAUGCUUUGCAUACUAUUCUGAGUAAAUAUCUAAAUCUGGUAAUUACAAAAUGAACAAGUAUGUGUCUUGGUGCCAAAUUCUGUUGGGCUCCUUGCUUGUGCCAGACCAAUAUGAGAAUCCUAUCAAGAAUAAAAGUUUAGGCCAACAUUUUCCAUUUGUGUCAAGAGAUAGGAAAACAGUAUUUAGAGAGUGGAUAAGGAAGGCAUCUGGAUUAAAAUAUUUCAUAAUUGGCAAUUGCGUAAUUUUUGAAAAUACUUUCAACUAAUUGUGCGAUAAGACUUUAGAAUGCUGGAAACAAGUCUUCAAGUUCUGUGUGAAACACAACUGGGAGCUCUUUAUCUGUAAGCUUUAAUUUGUGCUUAGAGGGACACGGGUGGCGCUGUGGUCUAAACCACAGAGACUAGGGCUUGCCGAUCAGAAGCUCGGUGGUUCGAAUCCCCGCAACGGGGUGAGCUCUCAUUGCUUGGUCCCAGCUCCUGCCCACCUAGCAGUUUGAAAGCACCUCAAAGUGCAAGUAGAUAAGCUGUACACUGGCUUCCUCGGCCAAUAAAGCAAGAUGAGCACCGCAACCCCAGAGUCAUCUGCGACAGGACCUAACGGUCAGGGGCCCUUUUACCUUUAAUUUGUGCUUAGUCAGAAGAGCUUUUUGAAAUGAAGAGCUUCUGUUAAAGUUCAUUAUUUUCCUUUUAAAAAUCAAACAGAUAGUUAUCACCAUUAUGUAAAGUUGUGAUUCUUCUAUAAAUUGUUUUUUCAGCGGUCAGAGUAGUAUUUUAUUUUGUUUUUAUUUGUUUUAUUUAUUAGUCACUUCUUUCAAAAAUGAACUCAAAACAACUUAUGAAAACAACUUUCUAUAAAAAGCAGCAUGUCACUAAGCAGGAAAAAAAACAAGAGGGAAAUAUUUGGAUAUGAUCAGUACAUGACCAGGGUAGGAUUCCAGCAUUGUUUCCUUGGAAUAAUUUGGUGGCCAGGAGAUUACAAAAAGUCAGUAAUGUAUACAUAGUAGGCAACAUGCAUUUAUUACUGAUACUGUUUGGUAGGGAGAAGGUAGGUACUUUGGGAUCUGCUGGUGGACCUCUGGGUGAUUUGCAGUAGAUCAGCAAGGGUUUCUGACUUCCAAUGGUUUAAUAAUAGCAACAGCAAAAUUACUUUUUCCAAGUAAAUUAGUCUUCUGAAAUGAAGAAAGCUAAGCAGGAGUCAGCUUUUGUGUGAGAGGUCUCUGAGUUCAGCUCAGAUCUGGUAACUGAAAACAAUCGUGUCUUGAGCUGCACAGCAACCAUCCAGUUAACAUUCCUCAAAAGUAGAUAUUUAUGAUCAACCGUGGCAUGGGUGUUAAAAUCUUUUAGGAGCUUUCUCCUAAUUGCCUCUCACAAGGAGGCAUUAAUUACUUCCUGGACUCUGCUUGUCAUUCUAGUGCUGCUGAAUAUUAGAAGACAAAAAGGGCAAGGGUUAUGCAAAUGAGUGAUAGCCUCACCCCACCAAGAUCUCAUCUACAUCAUCAGGCCUCCACGAGUGGAACUUGUUAAAUAAAACAGGGCAAAACAUUGUACUGGACACAUCCAAAGACUUAACAGUAGAAUUAGUGGCCUACGAGUUUAGGCAGAUAUGAGCAACUUUAUCCCCCAAAUGCCUAGCAAAUAAGUUGCAACAGACUACUGGGACACUUCUUUACAUCACUCUGCAGACCAAGCUAGAGAAGACCUUGAAUAGUUUGGGGGGGGGGGGACUCCAAUGGACACCACUGAGUAGAUACGAUGGUGACAAAGUAGUAUUGUCACCUUGAGGUCAUCACUACCACAGAGUAGGCUUGAAAAUGAGGUCUUGUGUUUGCUUGGCUUAACUCAGUCUUGCAUCAUCUUUUGCUUGGAGUUGCCAGAGUUUGAAGCUAGGCGUAUCACUGAACUGUACCCCUCCACUUCAGAUAGGAAAAAGAAUUCACUACAGAUUUAGUCCAGGCCUGCUCAGAGGUACAAUUUUGUGAACUAGAAUGUUUAAUAUUACUGAAUGGCUGGCCUGCAUAUCUAGCAUACAGUACUAGGCACUACCACUCAGUGACCUGGAUUUGAGAGAGUCUUAUGCAAGGAUGAGGAAAAGGAGCAGGUCGCUGUGCACUUUUCACCUCAGAGAUGUUUAUUCACACUGUAGACUGUUGCUCCAAAGAGAGGGGGGAAGAAAGAAUUGCCUGGAUCUUUAACUGCCUCACCGUGGCUGCUCUCUAACUCAAGCUGUUUCUUGUUCCUUUAGAAAAGUUAUUGUGCAGCCUUAAUAAUUCUCGACAAGCAGGUUUUGCAUGCCAUUUUCACCUUUGAUUUGAUUCAGUCUUGUAUUUUUCUUGCAAAACGUAACAAGUCCUCCCCCCCCCAUGUGCAUUGCUCUUGGUUGCAAAAUAUGUUUCAGAAUGGACACAGUUCUGAAACCAACUCCCUAAUGACAACAACUAUUGCUUGAAUUCAGUAGAACUUAUAGGGAAGCAGGAUAUAGGCCCAGGUGCCAAAUUGUAUAGCAGAGGUUUUCAAACUUUUUGAGUCCACUGCUCCCUUGAACAUCUACAUUCUUUCUGCGGCACCCCUGUGAGGCUCAGGAGCCCAGUUGUGUCACCCCUUGCCUGCAGAGCUAGCAACCCCUCACCCCUUUUCGAACACCCUCCCUUGUGGAGUGUCCCCUCAGCCUCCUCUCCCCUCUUCUUGGGAGGCCUCUGGGAAGCCACCCCCACCCUCCACCCUAAAGAGAGCUGCCUCCCAGAGGCGCCAUUCACCUGUGGAGCAUAUAGCCAAGGCUGCUGUACUAAAUGGCUGUGCAAACCUUGGGGAGGCAGAGACACAAGAGGGCAUCAGAGGAGGAAGGGAAGGGAAGAGGGAUAGAGGCCAGUGUUGUCCACAGCACCCCUGACCAUCAUUCAAGGCACCCCGGAGUGCCAUGGCACAUUGGUUGACAACCCCUGUUGUAUAGCAUUCUGGAUCAGAGGCGUGAGGGGUGGUCAGUGCCUUGGGGAACCCACUGAAGUCAGCCUGCCCAGGAGCCCUCAAAAUCUGAAGCCAGUACUGCUAAAGAGUAUUGUGUAUGCUGACCUUUCUGACUCAAGUUCUUGUAGAAAAUGAAAACAAAACACACACCUGUCCAGUAUAGCCAUUUCUGGGCUUCUGAAAGACUACUUUCUACCUCACACAUCUGGCAGCUAACCAAGGCGAACCAAGUGAUCCUCUCUCUGAAAGCGGUGUUAAAAAUGGUGCUUUCUUUCCAUAGGCAGAAGAAAUUUUGAGGCGGGAGGUAGAGAAGAAAGAAACACCGAGUUUAUAUUGCUUGCUUGGGGAUGUCCUUAAAGACCAUUCUUACUACGACAAAGCUUGGGAACUGUCAAAGCACCGCAGUGCCCGGGCUCAGCGCUCCAAAGGCCUUCUCCACCUUCGCAACAGGAACUUCAAGGAAUGUAUAGAGUGCUUUGAGCAAUCCGUGAAGAUUAACCCCAUGCAGGUAAGACAAUAAGAACUUUUUACAAUAUAUUUGUGUGCUGGCUUUUGAAGAAUUACACAACUUUUAGAAGACAUCUGAAGGCAGCCCUGUUUUCAAUGCUUGAUGCUUCGUUUUUAGAUAUGCUGUUAGGCACCCAGUGUAGCUGGGGAAACCCAACCAGAUGGGCAGGGUAAUAAUAAUAAUAAAUAAUAAUAAGCCCUAAAAGCCUUAGGACAUGGUUACCUAAAAGACCACCUACUCCAAUAUGUACUUACCUAAACUUUAAAAUCCUCUUCAGAGAUCCUAUUCUAGUUGGGCCCACCAAAUGAAGCGAGGUGGGCAACCACCAUGGAUAGGACCUUUUCAGUAUUAGCACCCUGGAUAUGGAAUAGCCUUGCCAGGGAGGGUUGUCUGUCACCAUAUUUGUGGCCUGUUUAGAUGACUUUGGUAACCUGGCUCUCUGUUUUUAAUGCUCUGUUGUGUUUGCAUAGGUUUUUUUUCCUUAUUUAUUUAUUCAUUUAUUUAACCAAAUUUAUAUAUCACUUGAAUGUCAGAACACCUUUAAGUGGCUUACAAAAAUAUAAAAUGAAACAUUAAAAUUAUCAAUAAAAAGCAGUUAAAAACAGGUAUUCAAAUUUUUCAGAAGAUUAUUAAAAUCACCAGUAGCUAAAAAGAUUAAUGCUUCUAUGGUUUGCUUUGAAUUUUGGUUAUUUUGGACUUCUUUAUUUAAACCACCCACAGAACUUCAUGGCAGAAGUCAUAAAAUAUAGUUUGUUGGAGCAAAGCAAACCGCAGUCUCUGGUCUGGAUGUAAUGCUGAGCUAUGGAUCCUGAUUUGUUUCCUCCACAUGCUAGUGGGGAGGAGACAGCCAGCCCAGCUUGGCACUUCAUAGUAAACCGUUAACUGUGGUUUACUGUGACGUGUGAGCUGGGCCCGUUAUGCAAGGUGAUUCAUUCAAAGCUACGUAAAGAGCAGAGUUGGUAACUAAUAAAAAUAUUUUCCAUCACUUUGAAGAAGUAGUGGUCUAAUCAUGAAUUUAUUUUUUUCAAGUACAGUAUAGGCAAAACGUUUCAUUCAGAUAUUCUCAUUUGUGCAGCUGCCACCACCUAGUUUUCAGAGAUCCCUGCCCCUUUUCAUUGCAGCUUUCCAUACCCACAUCAGAGGCCUUCCCUGUUACUGGGAUAUCUCAGUCGGUAGAGCGUGAGACUCUUAAUCUCAGGGUCAUGGGUGUGAGCCACAUAUUUGACAAAAGAUUCCUGCAUUGCAGCGGGUUGGAGUAGAUGACCCUUGUGGGUCCUUCUAACUAUGAUUCAGUCCUCCAGGAGAGGCUUCUUAUGCAGCUAUAUUAGGAAGGAUUGGGUAGGAAAUCCAUGCUGUGCAAACAGCCGUACAUAAUAUUUUCAUGCAACCCAUGUUUGCAUGUUUCUUCUGUUGGGGAAACCACUAUUAUGAUGCAUUGAAGGUCAGCAACUGAAAAUUUGAGUUUGAAAUUUACUUAAUUAGACCCUAAACUAAAGGUUGAGGUGAAAAGGAGUGGCUGGGUUAAAUGAGACGUCUAUCAUCAUCACAUUUGGGCCAAUUCACUGCAAGUAGGCCGCUAUCAAGUAUUAUGUUGCUGCUGUUUUGAUGUUUGACUGUGUAAUUGUUGCAUUUUAAAGUGACUUUUUUUGUAUUAAUGCACCAUUCACUGCUAUGGGUCACUCUUUGAUCAAAAAGUGGUAUAUAAAUAAGCCAUAAUAUAAAACAAUUAAUAUUUCCACUUCCUUUGGGCAUUUGUAAUAAAUGUGCUUAGUCUGGGCUCCAUCAUUAUUUAUUACAUCCAUUCAUCAUUUAUUUUACAUGAAAAUGUGUCAAAGUGACUUAACAAUGUAAUAAUAGAAAUAACAAGAUCUAUUAAAACCAAACACAAGAACAAGAAUAAAACAACAAACUGCCUUUGUACGGCUCCUUUUUUUCAAAUGUGAGAUGCAUGUGCCAACAUUUGCUUUGUUCUUCAGUGUAGUUCCAAAGUUAACACUUCAAUCAAAGCAGCAGUUUCAAAAGCAGAAUUAAUUCUGACCUUUUCCCCCCACAUCUGCACGUUGUAAGCUUGAAUUCCUUCGCUUACAUGAUAAAGAGUUAUUUGAAGAACUACUGACAUGAACCCAUUUAAGAGGUGUGAUUCUAGUUUGUGUUAGCAAACUGCUUAGGCAGUGGAGAAGCAAUAUACUCAUGAACCAUACAUAGAAUAUGGUAUCUUAAACAUGAAAGCCAAAUAGAAAUUCGUAGUGUGAGUACCCAUUUGGCAAGUAGUGGCCCCAAGGAUGCAAGGCAUACCAAAACCAAUCAAGAGAUUGACAAAAUGAGGCUACUAAUUAGUACUUUUUCUCUGCAAUCAGUAGUGCAAAUAUAUAAGCCACUUUGGGGGGGGGGGGCGUUUAAAGUAGGAAGGUAGGAAACUUGUUCCAGGUGAAAAUUUCCCUUGAAAUGUUUCUCAUGCUGUAUUCCCUCUUGUUUGCAACUGCGGUUCAGGGAAAUAGUUUGCUACCAGAAACAUCCCCAUGCAUUUAGUGAUUAUUCAGAGCCUCAGGGUUUUUGGGGUUUUUUUUGCAGUCGUGAGUGAUUUGCCAGAUCCCAUUCCAACCAACAUAAUUGCCUACGGAAGUCAUGGUUUCUCUCACUCCAGCUUUUCUUUGCAAUUAUUUCACUGUUGGGCCCUCUAAAGGCCUCCAUCUCCUACAAAGAUGACUUAAACAUACUUCCUGCAAUUCAGUGGCAGUACCCUUUCUUCCUCGGAAAAAUGUGUCUCUAUAGAAUCAUUCCAAUGCUGCCUCUAAUUAGACAGAGGCACACACACACACACACAGAGGCCUCCCUUUGGCAGGAAAAACCCCCAAUACUGCUUUAUCUGGACUUUCAAAUUUUAACGGCCUAAGAUUACUCCAUUCUGUAUUUCAUCAUUGAUACCGUUGAAAAAUAGCUCUCUUCUGGCCUAUGCAAAGAUGCAGGCGCAGCCUAGCAUAUGGCGCUGUAGGGCCAGCUUACGAGUGGCACUGUUUCAGAGAGAAGCUCUCUGCAGUUGGGGGGGAAGCUGAACCUUUAAACACAAUUCCCAGUUAAGAUUUCAUGGGAAACUAUAAUUUAAGAAACCGAGAGAGGCUGCUGCAGGAGGGGAAGAGGGACUAGGAGCUUGUAACCCAGCACACAAAACUUGGUUUGUUGGACCAGGUCAGCUGUGUCAGAAAGAGACCCUUUUGAAAGCAGAAUGUGAGUUUAAGUAAUUAUUUCCCCUCCGGGACACCUGCUCUUCUUUUAAAAAUCAAUUUAAUAUGGUUUUAUUAUCUCUAUGUGACAAAGUAUUAAUAAUGAAACAAUGAAGGGGAUUAUGGUGGGCUGGCAGUGGCAAAAUGCUAUUUCCGCACUGAACAGUCAGUGAAUUUACAGAGUUAGUCAAUGAAUUUUACAUAAAUAUGUCAUUUACAAGAUUUUUGUUGGAACUUAUUCUUGGUUAGUUUUGCCACUACAACCUUCAGUUUCCACAGCAAUCACAUUUACAAGAAGAAUGUUUUAUACAAACUGGUGUCUCUGUGGAUACAUCUGCUUCUUCUCAGGGGCUAUUUGCAUCAUCACGGCUGCAUCCCCUUAUUGCCCUGUCUGAUGGUGGCAUCACAGCCAAGAAGUGGCUGCUGUAUCUUUGUCGAGUGUCCAACCUGCAAAUUGACUCUUGAAGCUCCAUCAGACCUAUGGCUUUAGUUAGAUAACUCCAAGAAAAGUGAUGUGGCCUUUUGGACAAGAAAACAUAACCAGUUUUCCAGGCAAACACUGCAAUUGUUGUUUUGUUUUUGUAUGCUCCCCCUUGCUGACCUUUCAGUUAGGUGUGUGGUUUUCCUUGGGCUGUGCCUACUUAGCUUUGGAAGAUUAUGAAGGUGCUGCCAGAGCAUUUCAGCGCUGUGUGAUAUUGGAACCUGACGUAAGUACAAUAAGUUUAAGGUAACAUUGGUCUUGCUUUGAUUCUGUUUAACAGUAUUUUUUUAAUCACUUUUCUGGGCAAGCCCAUCCAAUGUGAGUUGAAUAAUAAAUAGACUGAUCAAUAAACAAGCCAGUAAAAACAAAAUAAAACUAUAUAAUCUAGCCUGUAAAACAAUAUCACACCUGGAAGGCUAAUAUAAAAAUAUACAUUUGCAGUGCCUUCUGAAAUCCAUGCAACAUGUUUACCCUAAUACAGAUCUGAUGGGAAAGAAUUGCAAAGCCAUGGAGCCACCACAGAAAAAGACCAUUCCCUUUCGGCUUUCUGUCAUGGGAGGAGGAUACUUAAGGAGGGAGUUAGUGCUGUUAGAGUGUGGGCCAGCAGUCCAGGAAAGCAUUUGAUUUAAAAGAUAUUGGUUAUCAUCGUCAUGCUUUCGUAGACUAAGUUUUAAGCUUGUUUAUUUAAAAAUAUUUUUAUCUAUGAGACGGCAACUACAACAAUCCAUUGCUGUGUUGGGUGCAGCUGCCACAACAUGCAGGGAUUGUCAGAGCAGCACAGAGCCCUGUUUCAUUCCCCCUCUUCUCUUCCCCUGACUGAAACCAUAGUUUAGUGUUACUAGAACAAGAGAAAGCAAGCCUCUGCUCAAUUCUUCCCACCCACCCAGUGCAGCUGCGAAGAGGAGUUCCAAAGUCUUUCCUUGUGUUUUAGAUUAACUAUAGCUUGCCAUGUUGCCUGGACCUGCCAAGCUGUGAUUCAUUUUAACUAUGUCUUGUUGAAAUGAGACAAUGGCAAACCAAAGUUUAAGAAGCUGGCUUGUUUCUGCAUCACAUAGUUGAGAUCACCCACAGUUUGUGGUGAGUGCUACUUCCAAAUACCAGUUGCUGGAAUCUACAAGAGGGGAGUGCGCUCUUGGUCCCCUGUUUUGCUUGCUGGUUUCUCACAGGCACCUGGUUGGUCACAUUGAGAACAGGAUGCUGGACUAGAUGGGCCAUUGACGUGACCCAACAGGCUAUUCUUACGUUCUUAUGGUUCAGGUGUAACACUAAACUGGUUAAUCUAAAAUAGAAGUGAAGGUUUCCAGCCUCCUCACAGCUGGUGGGUUGGUGGAGGGAGGACACAAAACCCAUGGCUUGCUGUGGUUUAUCCUCAUUAAUGUUAAACUGGGCAAAAUCAGUAAUUCAACAUUGGAGCAUUGCCCCAAAUGAAAUUAUAAUCAUUCUCAUUCUGAGAAAGUGUGUCAGGUCUAGGGCUGGGCAAUAUCAGCUUUUCAACGUUGCGGUGUAUCACCAGCUAAACAUCGCAGUUUAGCGAUAUACUGCGAUGUUGAAAAAACAAGAUGCAUUAGCCUCUGCCCGCGAGACACUGGGUGAAACUGCUCCAGUUCUCACCUCAAGAGCUGAGGCGGUUUCACCCAGGCUUACAGGCUGACAACGCAGCUUGUUUGCACCACUCAGCUGGGGGAAGGGAACACUCCCCCCCACACACACCCAGUGAUGCAUCGGGGCUCCUUUAACUGCUUGCUGCGAAGAGCGGCAACACUCCUCAGUCAAGCAGUUUAAAGAUGCAGAAAGAGGAACAAGCUGUAUCAGCGCCUCGCUGAUACAGCUUGUUUCUCCCUCUCCAUCGUAUGAGGGCAGAGUGGGAUGGCGAUUUCACUCAGCGAUAUAUCUGUCCCUCUGCCAGCAGCACCCACUGUAGGAAGGAACUAUUGACUUCCUCCAGCGGACGCUGCUAGUGAAGGGACUCAGGAGAGGUGGCAGUUUCACCAGCGAUUAUACCGCUGAGUGAAACCGACAUCACAGUCUGCUCCUCAUACCAGUCCUGGGUGAUACAUUGAUAUAUCGCCCAGGCCUAGUCAGGUCUGCGCUCUUCUAAUAUCUCCCAAAUUCUCAGACUAUUUUUAAGGUUAUUGUUCAAUGUCCUGUCAAAAUAAUACCGCUUGGUAUGCCACUGUUUCUACUGUUACACUAAUUUUAUACUGCAACAACCUAAAAAAAAAUUCUUAAAUAUGGGCACUAUCCUAAAACUUGCCAUACUCCUAAUGGCUAUGAAUCAAGCAAAAGUAAGCCCUUGAGUGGCAUAUGCUUUAAAAUUCUCUCAAAAUCAGCAGGUCUUUAAAACGUCUAACUCCAGCUCGAUUAUGCCUAUUGAUUGGUGCUAUAAUUUAACAGUCAAAUUUAUGAAUGUCAAAUAUGUUGAGACACAAAUCAGUGUUUUAUGAUAAAAACACAAAUUCAGUGUGCUCUGUAUUUAAAUAGGUAUCCUUACUCCUGUAUGUUUGCUCUCUCCUUCAUGCAUUUGUUUUCCCCACAGAACGCGGAGGCUUGGAACAAUUUAUCAACUGCAUAUAUCAGAUUAAAACAGAAGUAAGUACAUCAAAGGGAUUAGUAACUGCUGCUUCCAAAGUAAACAGUGCUGGUUUCCUCCCUCUCCAGCUUUCCCCCCAAUUCCUCCCAGCUCCUGGGCAUGCUUCCCUCGUGAUCCACUUUAUGAUCACCUCUAGGACAAGCCUCCCACCACGAGGGGCAUUAGAAAGGUAGAGAUAUGAUUGAAAAGCCUUUGAAAAGGAAAAGCAGCUGUUUAGAUUCCUCCCCAAACCGGGUGUCGCAAUAUAGAAUUUAUUGCACAGGAUACUGUUAAUUACAAGUGCUGUACUGACUUCAUCGUGCAAGGGAGGCCCUGCUCUGCAUCCUGACCCUUUAUACAAAAGAGCCCUGCGGAAUCAAAUGCCCACGCUUUUCUGUAUUGUGGAUCCCCAUGCUACAGAGUGCUGUAUCUAUGGGGUGCAUAUCCCCUCCCACUGACCCACCUGGCUUUUCCAAAAAGUGUUUCAGUAUUCUUAAUAAUUGUAAUGUCAUUAACUGUGGAAUUUUUAGCCGGCUGUUUUUAUUACUUGUUAGUUGCAGGGCUUAUUGGCUUUUGGUCAGUUUCAGGUGGUGUGCAAAUGGCAGAGAAUGGGGCAUAUAAAUAUUUAUGUACAUAACUGCAUUCUUACUUUAAAAAAAAAGCAAGCUGGCAUCUAAAUCUGAUUUCAGUCCCUUUGGAAAAAAUAUAUAGCUAAGGAUGCCUAUUGCAGUCACAUAAUCAAGGGGGAAGUUGGCAGUUUUAGUACUAGCCUCAUGGUAGCAGAUGGUAUCAACCUGCAUAAUAAGCCACUUGUUUUCUGCUCCCUAGAAGAAGCCAUUAAUAAAUCUUGUGAAGGGACCCAAUUUCUUAGUUCUGUAUGCUUGCUCAGUUUAUGUAAUGAUGUCUGGAGUAGAUACCUUUUUGAUAAUGCAGUUCUUUCAGAAGUUCGGUAUCAUAAGUAAGUUGUCAAGAUAAUUUUUUGGUUGCUCAGGCUGUGUCCCAUUAAUCAUCUACCAAAAAGAAUGCAACUUAAAAAGGCAAGGGAGAAAAAUGAGAGUUAAAAAAAAUAAUGCUUGAUUCCUCUCUCUCUCCCCCCCCACCUCACCCCCUUGCACCCCCUUGUGAACAAUUUAAAAUGAGAAAAUGAACAGGGAGUUCACAAAGUUGUGGACACAGGAAACAAAUUGCCAAGAAAGUGCAUUGAACCAAAAGCCAUAAAUAAGUUCAAGAGGCCCUUAGACAUAUUUAUGGAACAUACAGACUGAAAGAUGUAGUUGCUACGGAGACUGCAAGGAACAAAAAAAAUAGAUGUAAAGAGAUACAAAUGUUUGUUCAAGUGUCCUUUUCAGACAAAUGUCAUUUUCAGCAACUUUCAGAGUAUGUAGAAGUAUCCCCGAGAAACUUUAUAGCCAAUUACCUAAAUAAAGAAAAUCAGACUAGAACAUUUAUUAGAUUAGAACUUCUUAAUCUCUCUGUGGAGGCUACAUAGGUUUCUAAGGUGGCUCAUUUUUAAGUCAGCAAGUAAAUUUUAUUUUAUCCAGAGAGUGAUUAAUCUGAUCCCUUUGUUCUCCCAUUCACAUGUCAUUGUGCAAUUUCUGGACUCUUUAUGUACCUGUAUUGUUCCCUUAACUGAAAUGACAUCCCCAUCUUGCGUCUCUUAUCUCUUCUCAUAACUUAGCUCACAGAGCAAGAGCUGUGGUGAAAUUUCACCUGGCAGAGAUUUGCACAAAAAAUGGUGUUCCAUAUUUAACGCUUGAUCAGUUUCUGUCAUUGAAAGCUACUAUUUAAUUUCUCAUCCCCUCAACAAAAUCAAGAUGACUUGCCAUUUAAUCAAGACUUACAAAAUACAGUGUAAGAAGUAAGAGGGGAACUGUCUAGGCCAGGGGUAGGCAACCUAAGGCCCGGGGCUUGGAUCUGGCCCAAUCGCCUUCUCAGUCCAGCCCACGGGCAGUCCUGGAAUCAGCGUGUUUUUACACAAGUAGAAUAUGUCCUUUUAUUUAAAAUGCAUCUCUGGGUUGUUUGUGGGGCAUAGGAAUUCGUUCAUUUUUUAUUUUAUUUUUCAAAACAUAGUGCGGCCCACCACAUGGUCUGAGGGACAGUGGACCGGCCCACAGCUGAAAAAGGUUGCUGACCCCUGGUCUAUGCCAAUGGGAUUAAAAUAACAUGGAGAAUUUUUAACAUUCUAACAGCGCAGUUAAGAAUAGUAGGUGGCAAAUAGCAAAUCUGUGAGUACUAUAGUUUAACAAUGUCAAAACCUUUUGUUUUUCAUCCUGGCUGAGAGAAGCACACAUAUUCAUCUUUAAACAAGCAGCAUUCUCUGCUUGUUUAUCUGCUUUAGCCUAUUUGUAAAGGAGAAGUGUAGUAAUCUUCCAUAAAUUCUAGACUAGCAGGUAUUUCACAGAAAAAUAACAAAAUGGAUUGUCUUAUAUGUGUAUGGUUUACCACCUGGUAUAAUAGAUUUCAAGGUGGGGGGAAUACAGCAAAAGAAUUGUCGGAAAGCCAUUUUUACUACAUUCAAAUGCUGUCACUGGAAAAUCUAGAACCCCUCCCAGCAUCGUGGAGCAGUCUCUCUCCUGCAAUGUCGUGCCCUGGAUGCAAAUGAUACAAUAAUGUGGAUUGUUCCUUUGCAAUUGGCAGCCUCUUUUGCAGACAGGUGCUGCACUCAGCUGUAUGGGAUCACACAACAGGGAAGCAUCUCUCAUGUCACUGUGAUUAUGUGUGAUGGGGAGCCCUGCCAACAGAUAACAGCAAUAAAGGUUAUGGCAUGAAGCAUGCUGGUAUAAAGGGAAAGGGAUCAUCCAUCUCUUGUCAAAUCAGAAAAGCAACUCUUAAGAUUGUGGUCUUCUUUGUAUAUACAAUUUUUAAAAUGCUAAACCUUCUAAAGAAGUGAAUAAGGCUGAGGGGGGGAUUGAAUGGCAAAGCAAAAAUCCUUGUGUGUUUUAACUUAUUUAAUUUUGAACCAGAAUUAAAGCAUUCCGGACCCUUCAGGAAGCUCUCAAGUGUAAUUAUGAGCACUGGCAGAUUUGGGAAAAUUACAUUCUCACCAGUACAGACGUUGGAGAGUUUUCAGAAGCUAUUAAAGCUUAUCACAGGCUUAUGGACUUACAAGAAAAGUAUAAAGAUGUCCAGGUGGGUUGUGUCUCUUUUUAUUCAAGUGUCCAGUUUUAAAGAUUUCAAACAUGGUUCAUGAAAACAGGUCAUACUCAGGACAGCGAUUAAAGAGCCUCCCAUCUUAUAGUGAAGUUGUAGGGUACCUCUGUUUCUUCUAUAAAAAUGUCAAGCCAAAUCAAGACUUAAAUGGAAGUUGCACAUUCAGUCCAUCCCCGACCAUGAUGGCAUUCAGUGAGAAUGCCUUCUACUAUGAGCCCAGCAGCUUUUGCAGUAGAACAGGGGCAGUAGAAGAAGAAGGGUUUGGAUUUGAUAUCCGGCUUUAUCACCACCCUAAGGAGUCUCAAAGCGGCUAACGCUCUCCUUUCCCUUCCUCCCCCACAACAAACACUCUGUGAGGUGAGUGAGGCUGAGAGACUUCAGAGAAGGUUGACUAGCCCAAGGUCACCCAGCAGCUGCAUGUGGAGGAGCGGAGACACAAACCCGGUUCACCAGAUUACAAGACUACCGCUCUUAACCACUACACCACACUGGCUCCCAGUAGCCAACUUGGUGCUCUCCAGAUGCUAGAGUGCAGCUCAUAUUAGCUCCAACCAGCAUAGCCAGUUGUUGGUGAUUAUGGGAGUUUUAGUUCAUGGAAACAUGAGAGCUUAAGGAGAAAAUUCUGUCCUUGUGGAGGAAACCAUGGCAAUUUAGCCUUUACAGUGUCCUUCUCUGUACACUGAGAAAUCAGUGGUAGACUGUGCGACAGGGGACAAUAUUACGAUGGAACAUGAUGAUACCAGUGGACAUUCCCUGCCUUAGAAUAAUGUUUUUGUCCUACUGCUCAGCCUGAAUUCCUGGGCAGUGUCAGUGGAUGUUUUAGCCUUUAGCAUGCAUUUAGGAAUGUUAUCUGAAUGAAGAAACUGGGAUUUUCCUUUUUUAAAAAUUCAUUCAGGAGCAGUGAAACUUCAAAAUCAGUGGGAGUGAUAAAAAUCUGCUGUUGGAUUUUCAGAAGUUCAGGCUUGUGGGCACAGUCUAAUGGUCUUUUCCCACAAAAUAAAUUAGAUGUGGAUUGUUUCCUUCCUCAACAGAUUCCUUGCUGCUGUAUUCACUAGUUGCUCUUUCAGAUGGUAGCUGCAUGUAGCUGACUAUCUCAGUUGUCCGAUAAAUAAGGGUUUUUCCCCCUAGAAAUAUUAGGUGCCAGUACUCACCAUGAAGUUGUUACAAUAAGUGCCACACUGUUUACACAGUAAUCGUACCUUUGUUGUUAUUCUCGAGUACCCCUUGAUAAAAACACAUUUUUUAAAGCAUCUCCUUGUGGCUGGCUGUUAUUUGUGUAAAAUGUGCUACAUCAAAAUGUAUGCAACAAAGCAAAAUCACAGGCAGGCAUGGAUGCCCACAGGAUUUCCUGGGCCUGGUACAUUGCAUAUGGAUAGCCCCCCCUCAAGCAAUCUACUGGCGAUAACUGCUGAGGAUGUAAAUAUGUUAGUUUAGCCUAGCCUACCACACCAGGCUGCCACUGUUAUGAUUAUUUAUUGGAUUUCUUACCCAUGCUUCCCCGUAGGGUCCCAGGGUGGGUUGCAACAAUUUAAAAAUUAUUAAAAACAGUAUUAAAACAAAUAACAGUUAAAGGAAUAGAGUGGAUUCCAUUGCAAUGAUAAAAGGGGGUGGGGAUAAUGUGUGCAACCUUGAGCUCCUGGGUGGAGAAGCAAGAAACAGCCCACAGUCCUGAUAUUUACAGCACUGCUGUUGCCUACCGAGUGUUGAAGCCUUUGUGUUUUGUGCUCUUUCUGUAGAAAUGUCUAAUUGAAUUACAUUUUCUUUUUCCAAAAAAAAGAGGGAAAGGAAGCUAAGAAUCGGGGGGCCCUGCUGGCUCAUGGUUCAGUACCUGUUGGCAGCCCUGGGUGCAGGUUUUACUACUGCAGAUAGCUACUGUCCUGCAUUUGUGGCGUGGGAUUUUAUUCAGUGCAAUUUGCUACUUCUGUCAACUUCAGCAUUUACACCAUAUAUGCCAAACAUUUUUUGGCAAGAGCUAACUCACAGUUCGAACACGGGUGGCGCUGUGGGUUAAACCACAGAGCCUAGGACUUGCCAAUCAGAAGGUCGGCGGUUCGAAUCCCCGCAACGGCGUGAGCUCCCGUUGCUCGGUCCCUGCUCCUGCCAACCUAGCAGUUUGAACGCACGUCAAAGUGCAAGUAGAUAAAUAGGUACCGCUUCAGUGGGAAGGUAAAUGGCGUUUCCAUGCACUGCUCUGGUUCACCAGAAGCGGCUUAGUCAUGCUGGCCACAUGACCCGGAAGCUGUACGCCGGCUCCCUCGGCCAAUAAAGUGAGAUGAGCGCCGCAACCCCAGAGUUGGCCACGACUGGACCUAAUGGUCAGGGGUCCCUUUGCCUUUACCUUUUUAAGUCACAGUUCACAAUAAUCACCUUUGACCAUGGGAGUAAGGAGGAUCAGACACUACUUUAGCAAUGCUAAUUGCCCUCUGUUUCACUGUUAAAGCUCAGCCGUUGCUGUUGCUCUAAUGCUGGCUUGCUAAGAAUGACAGAAGCAUCAAAUGCAUUGUGGCUUUUUUAAGCAGUCUGCUUCACUCUACAGUGCACAGCUCAAUUUUAUUUGUUUCUUGAGCAGGAUAUACAUAUGUGUUCAAAACAGGAGUUAAUGGAAGACAGACACCAGCAGAGAAAACCCCACCAUGUCAUCUUUUGUCAGCACAUAAACUCAGAGAUAAGCAGUAAGGUUGAUUCUUUAUUCAGAGAGAAAAAACCUAAGAGAGAACUCCACGGACAGGACUACCCCAAGGAGGCAGUCGCCAGAACUGAGGACCUGAGCCUUCCCAGCAGUCGCGAACUCCUUCAAGGAGGGGUUCUCUGUGCCUUUUGUCCUGCUACAUGUAGCACCCCCUAGGCAUUCAAAAUCUUGGGGCACCUCUCGUGCGCAUGCUCUAGUGGGAUUACAUUGAACUAUGAAAGCUAGAUUGCAGUUUUCUUUCAAGAUCCAAUCAGUGUUACUUUGAUCCAUUUUUGCAGGGCCCCUAAAAGUCGUGGGGCCCACAGACCGAUGCCUGUUCGGUAAUCCAGCACUGUUUCCUCAGUUGCAGACUCCCACCAUUCCUCCUCAUCUAGCCAGAUCCUGAUCUCUUUCUGUCCGGAAUCCUUUCUACUGGAAAGGCAAAAGCAAAACUUUUUCUGUCCCUUCAAUUUCAGAAAUAGAUUUCAGAGCCUGAGGAGGAAGCAGAAUUAAUAGGUUCAAGGAGACACCUGUACCUGCUAAUGGCCAUUUCCUUGUUUUUAAGCCGUAACAUCGGGAGCCAUUUACAGCGUGGUACUCUGUAGACUGAUGGCUUAUCAUGUGAGAACUGAUCUCGAAAACCAUUUCCCCCUCGUGAAGCCUGUCAGCUUUGCUGAGCAUCAAGGUAGCCUGGGAAACAUGUUUUGACAGGCUGAAAUUUUAUAUCAAAGGGGCUUUGUAACUGUACAGUGAUAACUAGUAACAGCUCAGAUGUUUGGAAAUACGGGGUUUAGGUUUCGACAAAGUCAUCGUGGGCACAAAAAUAUCUAGGAAGGUUAUGGGGGAAGAACAGCAAACCGGCUUCACUGGUGUGUUGUUUGAUCCUCUGUAAUGAUCCUAUGACCUCUAAGAGACAUGCAUAAAAAUUGAAUGUACUUGCAUGAAUGCAUAACUUUAUUUGAUGCACUUGAUGAUUAAGUUAUCUGGAAAAAUGUAAUAUAACUUACAACAUUGAUUUUGUAACCUACUGAUAAUAAAUUUGACAACUUAAGAACAAGUUUCUUAGCUGCUGGAUAUAGCACCAGUAAAUGGCAAAGUCAUUCAGAAGUGUUUAAAUUCUAUUAGUUUUUCAAGAACUCAUUAUAUUCCAAGAAAAUAAGUUGCUAGCAUUCUUAAACAAGUAUGGUGUCUCUGCAUCUAUGGUACAUAGGAAAGCUACAUUACAUUUUUAGUAGAUUAAUUCCAUAAAAUAAUCCUAUACAUUUGCAUGGGAAUAAACCCCAUUAAGAACAAUGGGACUUAACAACUAAAUGAAUAUGUAUAGGAUCCCACUGCUUAUAUGCAUUUCCAGUACCUCCAACAUGUGUUUUUCCAAACCUUACUAAAUGCCUUUGAUUCCUCUGGAGAAUAUUCAGGUCCUUUUAUUAAUAUUGACUACCAGAUACAGAUGUAGUUAGUGUUGUCAGAAUUUCCCAUGUGUCCUUAAAGGGAUUUUCUAUCUUAAAGGGAUUUUCUGUUUUACAGAUUAAAAGUGUUGUGUAAAUUUGGGCAGUAAGGCUCUCUGUCUUCUGGUUAGAUUAUAGUUUUAAGUAGUGCCCAAUUAUGUAAUAUAGAACCCUUAUUCAAAUUUUGGAGAAGAAGCUUUUGUAGAAUUGCUGUUACCACUGGGGAACAUUGUUUUUCUUUUUCCUUGCUAUCUUUAUCUCUUGAACAGCUUAUUGUUUGUGGAAUGUUCUCCCCUGGGAGGUCUGGCUGCUGCCUUCAUUAUAUACCUUUAGGCACCAGGAGAAAAGGGAAUCAGGAUUAUUGGUUCUGUGGGUUUGGGGUUUUUUAUGCAUCUUGUGUUUUUAUCUUGUCUUUUUUAUGUUGUGAACCACCCUGAGAUCUGUGGAUGAAGGGUGGCAUACAAAUUUAAUAAAUAAAUAACAUAAAAAUAAUUCAGACUCCUACAAAUUAUGUUAUUGUAUAAGAACUGAUUGUAAAAAAAACCAAAACCAAAAUCAAAGCAGCUGUUGAACUCACACGUUGCACACAUUCACUAAUUCGCCUCGUAGUGUUAGUCCAAUUAUAACCAAAAUUUUCUUCUCUCAAAGGUGCUAAAGAUUCUAGUAAAAGUAGUUAUGGAUGGAGUGACCGAUCGUAAUGGAGAAACUGCAACAGGGUUGAAGGGGAAACUGCAGGGACUCUUUGGCAGAGUGACUUCUAGAGUGACAAGUGAUGGAGAAAUCUGGAGACUAUAUGCAAGACUCUAUGGGAAUGGGCAGAGUGAUAACCAUGAAGAUACAGAGAAGGUAAGUGCUAAUGGUAAGAGUGUGAUUUUAAAUUAGUAAUGAUACAGGAAAUUUACUCUCUACCCAAAUUUUGGUAUUAGGAUCAUGAUGCUUGGUUUGUGACUGUUUGGUUUACCCAGCUCACAAAAUAAUAAAAAAAAGAUUGUAAAGGUUAAGCCAAUUUCACUUAUCGUCGGUACUUCUGUCUUUGACAAGCUGAUCAGCAAAUCAAGCUUACCUUGAUAAAGAAGAAAAAGAACAAAACAGGCCAUUAAAGGGAGGGAGGAUAAUGCAGAAUGUUCAGGCUGCAGCACUGGAAUAAGAAAGAUUAACACCCAAGACAGGUGAAAUGUUGUUUUUCAUCAUUCUUAUUGUGAGAAUGCACUUAAGAAAUAGGUCAAGUUUAAGGAUACAAUCCACAGAAGGUUACCUCUGUUCAAUUCACUCUUAAGCAUAUGUAUCUGUCUCAGAAUUGUGUUCUGUAUAUUUAAUGUGCAUAAUCCAGAGCGGGGCACUAAAAGGUUAUUUUAAGCAAUAUGACUUUUCUAAAUGGAUUUGCACCUUUCAGUUUUUCUACGGAAUUCAGGUGGCUAAAGCAUUAUCUGAAGGCAGCAGCACUCAGGGGAAAAUAAUGUUCUCAGUCAUCAAACUAUUACAACCUAGUGCCAUGUAACUGUGUACUGCAGCCCUGGGAUCACCUAUUAAGCUGUUCUGCAAGGUCAGCCUGCUCCUUCAACACCACCUGCUGACAGAUAAAUAUUGCUCUUCAGGUGGGAGUAAGUGUGGCAUCUCCCUUGCAAACACAUGGAGAAGCUGGAAUCAAACAUAUAGAUGAACUGUGAAGUGGGAGAGCAAGGAGAGAGCUAACAGGCAUAUAGGGAAAAGUAACAAAGAUAAGGAGAGGAGAGGUUUGUGAAUCUGCCAGAGAGAAGGAGGGAGGGAAGGAAGGAGAAGCUUGGCGGAAUGCAGAAAAGGAAAAGGAGAAGCAGCAAGAUUAGAAAAACUAGCUGGAAAGGAAAAAGAGUGAGGGAGACUGACAUGAGAUUAGUCAGGAAGAAUCAAAAAGACAAGAUAAAGGGAUUUGUGCAUUUCUUACAGUGCUGCUGCUAUUGGAUUGCAUAUCAACUAUGUCUUUGAACUAUGUCUAACCUUCCCUUGUUUUGGCUUUUUUAUUUUAUUUUUAAAAGAUAGAUUUUUUACUUUCUCAGAAAAAGAGUUUUCAUACAACAGGUCUUGUUUUCUUCACCCACUUUCUACCAGGAGAUGCAAGUUCAGUUUUCUCAGCUUUGCAUCCCCUGUGAGUAGAUGCUGCUGGAAAUUCUCAUUACCCUGGUUCUUGUGCGCAUUGCCUGCUCAGUGAGAGAGACAGAAUUCCCCUUUAUAAUGCCAGGGAUGUUACACCUUGACAUGUAAUAGCAGAAGCUAGUAAACAGCAUUCCUGAAACGAGUCAUCUAGAAAUUAAGUAUAUUCCUGGGGGACCUUCUGUCCUGCCUACUUUAGUACCAUUUUCUGAUUAUAAAAUUGUUAUUGCACCCAGGAAAUGGAGUGAGAGCAUUUGAGGUCUGAAGCUAAGCAGGGGUUUGGGAGGGGGGCUGGGGAGGGGAGGCUUAACCCUUCCCAGCUUCACCUGCCCCCCAAAAAACAACAACAACCUCUUCCUGCAAUUAGCCUUGGGGGAAAAUCUGUUGGCUUUUUUCAAGCUUUGCUGUUGCAGAGGGCAGGGAAAAGUGAUCUUCCUUGAGACUGCAGCUAGGAAGGGAGGGUUAACUCUGCCCUCUAUCUCUAUUUUCCAGAAGAUCACACACACACACACACACACACACCACAAAAAGCAUAAAUCAAUCAAUCAAUCAAUCAAUCAAUCCAGGUGCUUGCAAAUGUGCCCACAGGCCCCAAAAGGUUGUUGAAAUCUUCUGGGUAUUUAGAGAAUCUAAAGAAAGCUUUAAAAUCUGCCACAUAGUCACAAAGCUUCUAAACUACAUGGAGACUCUGGGGGGAAACUAACAAUGAAUUGGGUAUUGGAAAUAACAGAAAACAUCACAUGGGCACAAUCAAAAAGAUAGAAACUCCAUAGAAUUCUAAUGGUAAGACAGUAAAAUACAAUAUAAAUAAAAAAGCAGUAAAAAUACAAUUAAAAAUCGCAGAUCAUCAAGCAUAGUGCAUUCCAGUUUCUACAACAGGCAGAAAAAUAACUGUGGUCCACAAAGAUCCUUAACCAUUUACAGAUGACCAAUGUGAAAAAUGGUUUAGGAACCACUGCACCAGCAUGUCUUAAUACCCGAGAACCAUGUUUGUAGGCCCAUAGUAAUAGAGCCAGUUUUUGGGGUAAGAGAAUAUAGAGAAGUCAUCAGGACUUACAUCUUUUGUCCCCUGUGCCAACACAUUAUAAUACAAAAGAAACAUUUUCCAGUAGCGGUGCUUGCUGUUUUCAUUUUGCUAUAGAAAACUGGAAGAACUACAAGCAAGCAUUUCAUCUUUGUGCUGUAGCCAAGGUUAUGAGAUGUGUGAUUCAGCUAUUAAAUCAAAGCAAACUCCCGGUGGCAAUUUUUCAAGGAGCCACAUAGUGUGAAAGAAGCAUCAAACUCUGAAUAUAAAAUGAAUACUUCCAGCUUUCAAAACAUGGUAGAAUAUUGUGACGGAAAGAUCUUGCUAAAUUAUCCUGACCCAUUUUCCUGUAAGAGCUUGCUCCCUUGAGAGUGUUACCAGAAAUUUCUUCAUUUAGGUUAGGUGUGUCUGUGUUUAAAUGUUAGCAACGUGCCCUAUACAGCCUCUCUUUUUCUAUGAAGCAGCAUAGCAUGCAACCUAAACUGUAACCAUAAUAAAGAUUUUCCUGGUAUUUGCCUUAGUUUCCUUUGUUGGUUUUGUCCAGGAGCAGAUCCAGUUGGGUGCCAAAAUGCAAAUAGCCACCAACACUCUGUCUCUCCCUCCUUUAUCUUUUUUUUCCAUAUUGCCCAAAUGUAAUGCUGGUUGGCAGGGACAUUAUUAGCAUUAUAUAUUUUUUAAACAGUUAAUGUGUUUUUAAGUAACACAAUUCUGUACCUUCUGAUUACUUAUUCUGCCCUUAACUCAUCGUAUUCCAUACUGCUAUGGUAUCUUCAAUAAUCUUCUCAGUACUCAAGCAUGCCAACUAAUUCUCCCCACCACCACAUGGAAUCCUCCAUGGUGCUUUGCAAAGGCAGGAAUCUACCUGGGAUAGUUGGUAGAGCAGGAAACUCUUAAUCUCAGGGUGGUGGAUUUGAACCAAACAUUGGGCAAAAAGAUUCAUGCAUUGCAGGGGAUUUGACUAGAUGAUCCUCAUGGUCCCUUCCAACUCUACAAUUCUAUGAUCCUAUACUGACCAUUCCAAUUAACAUUUCCCAGGAGUCAAAACCACUUUGCUUCACUUUGUAUUCUGCAGCCCAGGAAACACCUGUAACCAUUCUAUCCCUUUAAAGUUCUAGUUUAGCUCUACGACCCAGUAAUUUGCUUGACAUUUGAAUGCCACAGUAUGCUUCUUUGUUUUAAUAUUUGAUCAAAGGUGAAAUAAUGUAAAAUGCUGGUAUGAAUCAUUCUCAGUUGUGUUAUUUUGUGUAAUUUAUGUGCAAUUAUAGCUCCAUUCAAAUAGUGAUUCCCCACCCUACAAAGUGCCAGCCUCAAAUACUGAUGACACUGAAAUCAGCAGGUAAUAAACUUAAUAGUCUUCCUCUGUUGACUUAAGAAAGGCUAGAGAAAGACUGAAGUACAGAGAGACUGAAGAGGCUAGCUUCUGGCAAAAUAAAAACGAAACUGCCAUUGUUUGUGAUUUUCUGUCCCUAGCAUCUCAGAGGUGGAAAACUACACUUUCAAAUGUAAGUUCUGAUUACAAAACUAGUUUUAGGAGAUGUGGCUGUAUAUGGUCAUCUCCCCCACCCACAUUUCCACCUCCCCUUUGUCAGAGAGAAGUGAUGAGGACAAGAGUGGUAUCACACACUAUUUCAUACCUAAAAUUGAACUGGUGUUGCACUCUACGAAGGGUUUUCACCGUAGAAAGCAUUGUCUCUCCAAUGUUUUGUAUGUUUCAAGGCCCACAUGAAUCUCUCGGUGCAUCGACAGAGAUGUGAGCUUAACUCAGUUUUCCUGCCAAAAAGUACCCAAAGCAAAUACUAACACCAUAAAAUGAUAUAGAACCCUAGCGGCAUUAACAUAUUCAAAAUGUCUGAUAUAGCAACUUACUAAAGUUGAAAAGGAGAGUAGGCUCUUCACAAGAAAAGUGAUUCCAUAAAUGCAGCACUCUAUCACAAAGAGAGCAAGUAAUUUCACAUCAUGCACACACAAAAAAUGAGACAGAUAUUUGUUGUGUAUCCUAAUUAUAAAACUAUAUCAAUAAUUAACUGUAUCAAGAAAUCCAUAUGAAUGGGGGGAGGCGUGUGAAGGUGGAAGUUGUCUUGCAAUUUUGUGUUCCAUAGAUUUAUAAAUGAACUCCUAGCAUUAAAUAAAUAUAUUUGGUUCCCUUUCUUCCUUAUUUCGUUUGAUAUUCACAUUUAGUUAGAAAUGCUAUAUCACAAGUCUGUUUUUCUAUCGCAUUAGUCGUACCUUGGAUCCCGAACGCCUUGGUACUCAGUCGUUUUGGCUCCCGAACACUGCAAACCCAGAAGUGAGUGUUCUGGUUUGCGAACGUUCUUUGGAACCCAAAUGUCCAACAGGGCUUCCAAUUGGCUACAGGAGCUUUCUGCAGCCAAUCAGAAGCUGCGCUUUGGUUUCCAAAUGUUUUGGAAGUCGAACAGACUUCUGGAACAGAUUCUGUUUGACUUCCAAGGUACGACUGUACAAUACAUCAACAGACUUCAAAGAUUUCCUGUUGCUAGCAAUGGCUUGCCUGGCUGCUUCACGCUUAGGCUUAGCCAAGAGAAAGGCAUUCUCUGUUAUCGCAAAAUAGGGUUCCUUAAAAGAUGGCAAGCAAAACAGAACCCCCUUUGCAGAUCUUUAUUAGUGGGACGGUGAAUUCAUGUGGAUUAGGUGUGCUUGACUUGGCUUGUUCUGAAGAAAGAAAAUAAAAAAUAGCAUAUGGAAGCAAGUCUUGGUACAUAGCAAUUGUGUGGUCUCUCCAACUAGCCCCAGGUGAGAACCAAACAGCCACCUUUUGGGUCACCUCACAAAGCAAAGAUCUCUCAUUGGUGUUUGUUGGAGAAUAAAGCCAAUUCUUUCAACUCUUCCAUUAAGACUUAAGUGCUUAGGUUUUUUUGCUUUAAAAAAGGGUAAGUAAACAUUUGGAUUGGGGGGGGGGCUUUCCUAACACUUGUUUUUGCUGUGGCUCAUUUGCUUCUGUUUAGGUUUGGGCAAUUGCUUUUUAUUUUCUCCGUUUUGCAGAAUCCAUGUCUUCUUGCUUUUUUCCACAUUGGGGAACCAAUACAGAAUAAAACUGGCAUCUUAAUCUUUGUAUAUAUUUGAGCAAUUUAUUGCAUUCCUUAGAUGCAUAAUGGCUUAAAAUAUUAAAAUACAAGUGUUUUCCUGCUUUCAUGUGCAUUUAGUCACUGUGACCUAGCAAAAUAUGGGUCACAUCCAUCAGUCUAGACAGAUUUUUUUUUAAAGGUAAAAAAUUAUAUUUUAAACACGUGUUACUUAUAUGUCUGUCAUACUUGAAAGGCAAUAACAGCGAAAAACAUCUGUGCUACAGCUGCAGAAUACAGUUGCAGGGGAGGAAGACUGAAAAACUAAUACUGAGAAACUAACAUAUUACCAAUCAGACCUAUUUUUUUAGAGUGACUUUGGCUUUACGUAUUAACAUAAAGCCAAACUAAGGUUGUUUUCUAAUUUCACUCUUCUGUCUUUACAGGUGCUACAGUAUCUCAGCAAAGCACACAAAUGUGAAAUGCAGUCAAAGGACUGGGACAAAGAUAUUUUCUCUUUUAAGAACGUAGUAAAAGGAGCUUUAGAGCUUGCACAUGGUAUGUCCUGUAUGAAUUUUUUGGCAGAAAUCAUUAUUGGUGGGUUACUUUAAAAGGUUCAUUUGGCUGUAACAUGCCACACUUGCUAACACUUAAAAACAAAAACCCAGAAAAACAGAGCUGCCUUAGUUCUAAAGUAGGGAAAAGGAUGUUCAGGAGAGAUUGUGUUAAAUGACCAAGUCACUUUCCGUUUCCAGAGAUCAAUGUGACGUCUCAACAGGACCACCAGUCAUACAUGCAGAAAAUUCCCUCAGAAAUCCAUCUGGAUCCGCAAGGAUCUGAGGCAGAUCAUUUUAAUCAGCCCCUCACUGUACAGAAGCUCUUUCAAACACACAAGCGGGACUGGUGUGAGUGUGCCUGCCAAGGGCACAGCAAAGUACAGCCCUGCUUGGCACUGGGAGACAGGGCGGUGCGGGCUCCGUUCACGCUCUGCCCCUGGAGUGGCAUUCAUGUGGCCGAAAAGCAGGGUAUAAAUCCCUUAAAUCAGUAUGUCGCUGACAUUCAGCACUUGUAUCAGCCAAUAUUUUCAUUCCAAUUCAUUUGUCCAAAAUGGACAAGUUAUAGGGCAACUUUAGAUAAGCCCAAGGUUAGCACUAAGUACAACAAAUUAUUUGGGGGAGAACCCUCAAAGGGAGGAAUCGUUCCCCUCACUACCAAAAAAAAAAGUCAAUGAGGGCCCAGUGUCCAUGGAAUACUAUAACUGUGAGGCUGGAGAAAAACACAGAGAUAUUAUAAUGACACACAUUCAGUUAUGGGCAGUCUCCCCUCCCCCCACACCAUUUUGCUUCAAGAUCUCACUUACUCAUUUAUGAAAUUCAGAAGUGCGUCGCCAAAACAGAGCCCUCUGCAUGCAAGGAGGAGAAGAUAUCAGAAGUACAGAAAAGCUUUAGGGAAAAUUCCUAAGAGGAAGAACUAACUGGGGUUGAAGAGGUGGAGUGGAAUGAAGUAGCAGGAAAGAGGGUGGGAUUUCAGCAGCACUCCACGCAGCAAUAUUUUGUUACGGUAUUUUAUUCUCGUUUUACAGAAACAAUGCUGCGUUGUUUCAGUGAUUCAUGUUGCGGUUCAGAAUACCUGCCCCCCUUACCAUUUGUAUGGAUGCUCCUUUUAAUGAGCUUCCUCGCGAAGAGAACUGGCUGAAAGCUCUAGUAGUAAUUUAUGUCUGCCGUGUUAUCACAGUAAUCACCAGACUUUUGUUUUGCCUUUUUAAAAUUCAUCUUGCAGUGGCGAUGAGAUGCAGCAAAACCAAGUCUAAUCACCAAGAGGCACUGCAAAUUCUCUCUUCGGCUCGACUCAACUUACGUAGCUUGGCAGCCAGAGCAAAGGUGAGACUGAGAGGCGGGGUCAGCAAAGGGCUCCCUGUCUCAUGGCUUAUGUUCUCAAGUACUGCUACAGGCACCUUACUUUUAACUCUUCCAUUCUAACCAGAAAAAUACUGUAAUGGAAAGGAGGAGAUAUUCUUCGUAUGUUUAAUCUGUGAAAACUUUACUGGACUAAUUUCCUAGAAAUAUCCGACAGUUGUCUCUGUGCAAGGAACAGGGCACAGACUACUUUUGUAGAAAGUGUGUAUGUGUUUGUUUGUUUGUUUGGUUGGUUGGUUGGUUGGUGUGUGUGUGUGUGUGUGUGAGAGAGAGAGAGAGAGAGAGAGAGAGAUGGGGAAACUGGCAUUGCUCCCUCAGGACAUCUCUAAGCAUGACUUUCCCUGAUUUGAAAUGCUGGAAUCGGUAUACAGAAGGAAGGUAGCUCAACAAUGUUCUUCCGACAAAGCCAGGAGAGCAGAUGACACCCAUUUGUCUGGCUGUACAGAUUCUCACACAAUUGUCCAUAAUCCCCAGAGAGCUCUGUAGCUUCAGCGAGGCUUGUUUUGGACUUCAGCUCAAUGAAUGCCAAAUAAGAGAGAGAAAGCUGAGCCAGACACCAUCCUUCCUCCCCAGCUUCUUCACAUUGGGUAGCCAGAAACAACUUUUUUUUAAAAAAAAAAAAAGCAUGAUGGACAGCUGUCACAAAGGAUCCUUUAUGAAAGCUUCCAUCUCUCAGGAAAAAGUCUUCUGGCUCUGCUGCACCUGCCAAAAAUUGGGCUGUGAGCUGGCAAUUGCAUGGAGUAACACUGUCUCCCCAAAGAGGACAGGAGGGCAACUUUAUUACAUUUCUUUAUUGUGUUUUGCCAUGAAUGAAUGAAAAUUGCCCAUUCCAUAGAACCCACCCAUUGUGACGUUUAAUACUGCAAUGUGUACAUAUCAGCCAACAGGUGCAAGUGACCUGAAGUGUCAUGGUGUAGCACUAAGGAAAUUGAAUCACUAAGACUUGGAGCAGCGUCUAGUUUUUCCUGCAAAAACUACCCCUCCUCACCCAGUCAAUCAAAAGAGAAGGUGGUGAUUGAGAGGGUCUGAUCUUCAGAACCUGCUCCAAAACUAGAAUGGGUUUUUAGUUUAUGAGGAAAUGAUUCACUUCAACGCAUGUUCAGUAGUAUCCCAGGCCCCAAAUGAGACUGCAGCCUAAAUAGGGUUAGGUCACUCCUGCUGCUUUUACAAGUAAUCAAAGGUGGGGGAAAGCCUAAUGUUCACUGUUUGGCCAGUUGGGUUUAUAGGUGCAGAUGGGUACCAGUGACACACAAGUAGGUCUAAGCAUUGACUUUGUGGAAUUCCUGCAAAAUUGGAUUGUAUCCUUGCACAAAUCAGUAAUUCUAGGUCUUGUGCAAAAAGGAUGAAGUGGACAGGGCUGUCAUUAAUUUGUCCACAGGGUGACACUGGUGUGUUUUAACAAUGUUGCAGUACUUUUUUUUUUUUUAUCUGCAUUUAGGAUGAUUUUAUUGUCUUUGGUUAAGAAGAAACUUUCUGUUACAAAUCUUUUUUUUUUUUCUUCUGCAGCAACUUUUUGCAGACACAGUGAGUGGAGAAGUUUCCAGUGACCUAGCUGAAGAAGUGGCAGCUAUGGAGAACUUGAUAGUGGAAUUGCAGGAACUUAGCAACCAGCUAAGAAAUCAGACCUGAGAAAAAGAAGAUCCAGUUUCCUGGAAGGAAGGAAGGGCAAAGUUGGCAAACUUCAUUGGCUACAGUUUGCGCUAAUGAGCUUGCAGUAAAUCAGACACCCCAAGCCACUCUCUAAUAAAUAUUUUUCCAUAUAACGUAGCUUCUAAUUGCAGCCAGCAUUGCUAGGACUGUAAAGUGUUUUUAAGGUCAGGCCUGUUCAUUGUCAUUUUCGGUGUUUGUGUGAUUUCUGUUGGCCUGGGUUUAUAGAACAAAACUAACUGGUUUUUAUUUAGAAGGCCCUUUUAUUUAGGAUUAGUUCUGCUCGAGUGCACCACGUAAUUGGCUUCUGUCCACUGAUGUGCACAUUGCAGAUAGGAGAGAUUAAGUCCUGUUGAUGUUAGAAGGGAAAAGGGAUGGGGGCACUUUGCUCUUGUUUCUAAUUGAGAUUGAGGGAAGGUCAGAAAGAUUGAGAAAACCAAGCAAAAAACGAAAUGGCUCUCUUCUGUGGAAUUUAAAACAAAUGUAAUUGUGAAGGAUGUGUCAGUUGUGUUAUCCUUUGGUUUUGUGGUUUUCAAAGCUUAAGCAUUUGCAGAAAAUGGGCAGCACUUCCCAAUAAAGCUACACAACAAAGGCAGCACAAACAAUAGCUUGCAUCCUAAUCCCCACCAUUUCCUUUUCUUUCUGUGAAAUGGUGUGUUGUUUUUCUGGUUUUCUAUCAGCCUUUGAGGUUCAAAUGUAAUCCAUAGUCCCACUUUCCUAAGUUUGACCAAUAGCAGCUACUGGACUUGAUCUGGAAAUGGGUUCCAGCUUUCCUUUCUCAUUAACCUAAAUAUGGGUGCCUACAAGAGCCACCUUUUCUAAACCCAACCAAGGCUAUUUAUCCUGUCUCUAGCAUUGACAAGUCAGGUGCCCCUGCCAAGCCUUUUAACUAUCCCUCUUGUUUAUCACCAGGAUGAUAGUAUAACAUAUAUUGCCUUUUAAAGUGGAGGUGUCAGUCUUAGAGUCAUGAUUUAAUUGCCAUUAGCCUAUACUCUAUGAAUUUAUCAAAUCCUUUGUGAAAGUUUCUAGAGUCAGUUUGUUUGAAGGAUCUGGUUCUCACAAUCAUAUCCUUACUUCAUAAACUAGGAUAUGCAUGAGGAUGUGUGUGUGUGUGUGUGUGUGUGUGUUGAUGCACAUAGCUCCCAAUGGUGUCUUGAGAGAAUACAACAUUCAGAGAGCAAAACACAAAAAUAUUCUGUUCUUUCUUUUCCUCUCCUCCCCCAUCAAAUCAAGUCAGCUGACUCUUACAUUUUACUUUUUGUCAUAAACAUUUUUACAGGACACUUUCCCUUCUCCACAUCCUCCCCCACCAUUGUUCCCUCUGCUUGCUGCUCAAAUGCCAAAGUCAUCCUGGAAAAGUUAGUAGAAUUGGGAGAGAAAAGAGGGAAAGAGACACUUCCCACUUCCUUCCUCACCCCUAUGUACGUUUCAAGGCUGAGAUAGCUCGCUUCCCACUUUCGAAAAGGGCGCAGUUGUAGAAUACAGAGCCUUUGAAGACGCUGCCACAUUGGGGACGGAGUAGCCUUUGAGUGAACACAUAGUUGCCUAACUCAAGAACUACCCACUUGGCCUGGCAUAGUCUCUGCAAGGCCUCAAUCAUUUCACUGAAACACCAUGGAUUGAGCCUGGGACCAUUUGCAUGCAAAGCACAACCUCCACCACUAAGUUUUCGUCUUUCCGCUUUUGCUUUUCACGUUCACACUUAAUGUUUUUAGGUGGAAAUGCAGUACAUUUUGUCUACAUCCCAAAAAAACCCCAAGUGUGUGAGGACGCCUGGAUUGUGAGCCACGUUUGGAAUUUGGAAAGCCUUUUUUCCCUUUCCUGUUGCACUAUUUCCACGUCCCAGAGGAGCCAUGAGAGGGCAUCCUGUUGUUUCCUUUUCUGCUUACAGAUGAAGUGGGAGGGGAUAUUCACACUGCAGAAGUCGGCUGUAGAGCGUCCAGCUGCAGUAUAGCAGCAGAUGACCUUUCUCGUGCAACAGUUCUAUAAUAAGGCCUGGGCUGCAAGCAUCCUUGGAAUGGUGCUUUCUCUAGGAAUGAUAAUUAACGUUCACGGAUGGUGAAGUCACUCCAAGGAGAGUUCAGUGAGUCCUCUUGUCAUCAGUUUGUGCAUCCCUCCCACUCCCGUCAUAACUUGGUGUAAAAAGUUGCAGGAUCCAGAAAAAAGAAAAAAUCAACAAUGUUGUUAAAAACUUUCUAGGCUGAGUCUUUUUGUACUUAAAGGGCUGUGCUGAGAAGGCUGAAAAGGGGGACCAACUCCAGUAGUAUACCUCACUUCAGCGACUAAUGUAUGGUUUCUGAUCCACUUCUUCCCCUUUCUGUUCCCAGUUUCAUAAAGAACUCAACCUCAUAAGUUCAACAGCUCCUAUAAAGGGUCCCAAGUGGAAAUCAUGUAGAUGCAGGGACUGGGGAUGGUGGAAGGACAUAGACCUAGGGUCAGUGCACACAACCUUCCCAAGGGGAUAAGACAUGUAUAUGAACAUAGAAAUUUGCCUUGUAGUGAAUCUCACCAUGGUCUGUCUAGUUCAGUAUUGCCUACACUGACUGACAAUAGCGCUUCAGUGUUGCAAUCUGGUUUAUAUCCUAUGCCCUUUUAAAAUGUGUUGGGGGGGCUAUUUUGUAGUUAUUGUUGUUUUUAUUAUGUAUUUUGUGGUUUUAUAUCUUGUUUCUAUUCUGUGAACCACCCUGAGACCCCCAGGUAUAGAGCAGUAUAUAAAUUCAAUAAAUCAUCAUCAAUGCUACAUGGGGAUUCCCAGGACUGAACCUGGCAUUUACUUCCUGGAAACAUCUGCUAUACCACUGAACAACACUUUCUGCCAGUUUCUUGCAUCUUUCUAUCUGUAAAACCAAGCAGCAUUAACAUUUAGUUCUAAGAUUUUUAUUAUUCAGAUUUCUUUAUACUCACCAUCCAGAAAAUGGUGUAUUGUUUGAAGAGGAGAAGUAAAAAUGUGAUAAUUGUAAAUUCUAGGCAUUUGGAUCAUUUCCCUACAAAAGAAUUGAUAUUAUCAAGAUUUAAUAGUUUCAUCGGGGUAUCUUCCAAACAUUUUAAAUAAAACCACCUUUUUC
This is a messenger RNA of Podarcis lilfordi (Lilford's wall lizard), 81961 nucleotides long. The record is from the annotation of a GenBank genome assembly. NCBI's taxonomy places the organism in Eukaryota, Metazoa, Chordata, Lepidosauria, Squamata, Lacertidae.